GAUAAAGUGUGUUAAGGAAAGUGUAAAUAAUUCGGUGUAUUAACGCAAAAAAGCGUUGAGGCCAACAAUUAUUUGUUGUGGAUUUAACUUUUGAAGCUGAUUAAGCUGGCAAAAGCAUGUACUAAUUUUGGAUUAUUUUUGUUAAAAGAAAAUGCAAAAAUGAAAAUAUUUUUGCCACUAGUCACGUGGAUAGUGCUACUUUCGAGUACAGUACAUUCACAACUACAACAACAAACACAAUUAUAUACACAAACACAAUUAUCGCCAUUUAAAACAAAUUUAAAAAGUAGUCGAUUUCGUAACGAAGUAUUUUUUCUAAAUUUGGAAGAUGGUUAUUUUGGUUGUCAAGUGAAUGAGUCAACCGACUAUUUACAAUUAUACGAAUUAUCGAAAUUAUGCGACGGCAAUCAAGAUUGUUAUCUUGGUUCCGAUGAGCUUAAUAAAGAGCUUAAAUGCACAAAUGACUGUGAUAAAGAUGGCACUCAGUGCACAAAUGGUGUGUGUCUAAAUGGUGUCUGCCAUUGUAAUGAUGGCUGGGGUGGUUGUAAUUGUAACGUUCAAGAUGAGAACGAAUGCAAAUACCGUCCCUGUGAUGUAUUUGCACACUGUACGAAUACACUAGGCAGUUUUACGUGUACCUGUUUUCCUGGCUAUCGUGGUGAUGGUCUUCAUUGUGAAGAUAUCGAUGAAUGCCAAGAUCCACAACUAGCCGCGCUUUGCGUUGAAAAUGCCGAAUGUUGCAAUUUACCCGCACACUUUUUGUGUAAAUGUAAAGAUGGCUAUGAAGGUGAUGGUGAGGUGUUAUGUACAGAUAUUGAUGAAUGUCGCAAUCCUCAAGCUUGCGGUCUAAAUGCCCAUUGUAUUAAUACAGCCGGCAAUUACACAUGUACCUGCCCCGAAGGCUUUUAUGGCAAUCCCUACGAUGGUUGUCACGACAUUGAUGAAUGUACGAACGGUAAUGUCUGUGGUCCUGGUGCCAUAUGUACUAAUCUGGAGGGCAGUUAUCGCUGCGACUGUCCUGCAGGUUACGAAGGCGAUGGACGUUCAGAAACUGGCUGCCUUGACUUUGAUGAAUGUGCACGCUCGCCGUGUGGUCGUAAUGCUCAAUGUUUGAAUACAGACGGAAGUUUCAAGUGUCUGUGUCCAGAUGGUUACUCAGGUGAUCCGGCUCAAGGUUGCGAAGACGUCGAUGAAUGCUCUAUUAAUAAUCCAUGUGGUUUGGGGGCUGAAUGCGUGAAUAUGGGCGGUAGUUUUGCAUGUCGUUGUGCGCCUGGUUUUAUGCUCGAAAAUUUCGCAUUCGAUGAAAAGAAUAUUACCACUACAACUACAACAUCGCUUGAAAAUACACACACACCAACAACAGAUACAGAAAGAACAGCUUUAUUAAUGGCCAAAACUGGUGCCGGUUUGGCUUGCAUAGAUGUAGAUGAAUGUAACAUGAAUGAUGGUGUCGCUAAAUGUGGCACCAAUGCUAAAUGCAUUAAUUUUCCUGGUUCAUAUCGUUGCUUGUGCCCAAGCGGUUUUCAAGGCCAGGGUUAUUUGCAUUGUGAAAAUAUCAAUGAAUGUCAAGAUAAUCCUUGUGGCGAAAAUGCCGUCUGCACUGACACAAUCGGUAGUUUUGUCUGUAAUUGCAAACCCGAAUAUACCGGUGAUCCUUUCCGUGGUUGUACAGAUAUUGACGAGUGUUCAACGUUGGAAAAACCUUGUGGUACCCAUGCAAUAUGCGAAAACAAAGAACCUGGUUAUGAAUGCAAGUGCCCGCAAGGUUUUGCUGGUAAGCCAGAUGCUAAGACAGCCUGUGAACAAGUGGAUGUGAAUAUCCAAUGCUCGAGCAAUUUCGAUUGUACCAACAAUGCUGAGUGCAUAGAAAAUCAAUGUUUCUGUUUGGAUGGAUUUGAACCUUUGGGUUCCAGUUGCGUGGAUAUUGAUGAAUGCCGCACACAUGCUGGCAUUUGUGGUGAUCAUGCUCAGUGCUCAAACACCCCUGGAUCGUAUAGAUGUGAUUGUGAGGCCGGCUAUGUGGGCACUCCACCUAGAGUGGGUUGCAAGGAGCCUUGUGAGGAUGUCCAUUGUGGUGAGCACGCAUAUUGUAAACCUGAUGGCAAUGAAGCAUACUGUAUCUGCGAGGAUGGUUGGACCUUUAACCCCAGUGAUGUGGCUGCCGGUUGUGUGGAUAUCGAUGAAUGUGACACGGUACAUGGUCCUUUUGGUAAUUGUGGUGUUAAUGCUACUUGCACCAAUUCACUAGGUAGCUUCUCAUGCUCUUGCCCAGCCGGAUUUUCCGGAGAUCCUCUCACAAAAUGUGUGGAUGUAGAUGAGUGCAGAACAGGAAACAAAUGUGGCGACGGAGCUGAAUGUGUUAAUAUGAAUGGUGGCUAUACAUGUAAAUGUCCUGAAGAUUCCAUACCAGAUCCUGACCCCACUGUCAGAUGUGUUCCCAUUGUAACCUGUGUCGAUGACAACGAUUGUCCCGGAAAUGCUGUGUGUGAUCCAGCCAAGAGAUGUUUGUGUCCUGUGCCUAAUAUUGGCAAUGAUUGUAGACAUCCUUGUGAAUUCAAGAACUGUGGCGCUCAUGCUCAAUGUAUGCUGGCCAAUGGUCAUGCCCAAUGUUUGUGUGCUGAAGGUUUCACUGGUAGUCCAGAUACACCUGGUGGCUGCAAUGAUAUCGACGAAUGCAAGGCUAAUCCUUGUGCAGCAAAUGCAAUAUGUUCAAAUACCCCUGGAGCUUAUCUGUGUCAAUGUCCCAGCGGCGCAUCAGGAGAUCCUUACCGUGAAGGUUGUGUUACUCCUCGUGCACCUGACACCUGCUCUGAUUCUAAUCCUUGUGCUCCUGGUGAAUCUUGCGUACCAGACUCAUACACUGGUACCAGUGUUUGUAUCUGCCGUCAAGGUUACGAACGUAAUCCUGGCACCGGUCAAUGUCAAGAUAUCGACGAAUGUUCCGCUACACGUUCCAAGCCCGCCUGCGGCUUGAAUGCCUUAUGUAAAAACUUACCCGGCAGUUAUGAAUGCCGUUGUCCUUCAGGUUUCAAUGGCAAUCCCUUCGUUAUGUGCGAACAAUGCAAUUCUCCAGAAUGCCAGUGCCAAGCUCCUUAUAAGUUGGUAGGAAACAGUUGUAUUUUAGCCGGUUGUUCGAAUGGUGGUGAGAAGUGUCCCAAUGGUGCUGAAUGUAUUUCAAUAGCUGGAGGCGUUAGUUACUGUGCCUGUCCCAAGGGCUACAAAACAAUGUCUGAUGGCUCUUGUGUGGAUGUGGAUGAAUGUACGGAACCUGGCAACAAAGUAUGUGCUUAUGGAGCCGAAUGUAUAAACAAACCAGGUUCAUUCUCUUGUAUUUGUCCCGAUGGUUAUACUGGAGACGCUUACAAUGGUCAAUGUUCACCAGCUCAACGUAAAUGUGCUGCCGAUAAAGAGUGUAAUACUAAUGAAAAGUGUGUACAGCCUGGAGAGUGUGUUUGUCCACCACCCUAUUUUCUGGAUCCUUAUGACAACAACAAAUGUAAGAGUCCUUGUGAAAGAUUCCCUUGUGGCAUUAAUGCUAAAUGUACACCCACCGAUCCACCUCAGUGUAUGUGUGAAGUGGGUUAUAAGGGAGAUCCUCUUUUGGGCUGUACCGAUGAAGAUGAGUGCGCUCAUUUACCUUGUGCCUAUGGAGCUUAUUGCGUUAACAAGAAGGGUGGUUAUCAAUGUGUCUGUCCUAAAGGUUUCACUGGAGAUGCUUACAAGAGUGGCUGCAUCAUUGAAUCUGGUGAGCCUAAGAGUUCUUGUGCCACUAAUGAUGACUGCGCUAGCAACUUGGCCUGUGUCGAAGGUACUUGUAUCAGUCCCUGUGCCAGUCUGCUUUGCGGUUCAAAUGCUUUCUGCGAAACUGAAAACCAUGCUGGUUGGUGUCGCUGUCGCGUCGGUUAUGUUAAAGAUGCCGAAGGCGAAUGUGUAUCUCAAUGCAAAGAUGUCAUUUGCGGCGAAGGUGCUCUCUGUAUUCCCACCUCCGAGGGCCCUACCUGUAAAUGUCCUCAGGGUUACCUUGGAAAUCCUUUCCCUGGUGGUUCCUGUUCAACUGAUCAAUGUUCUGCAGCUAGACCUUGCAAUCGGAAGCAAAUUUGUAUAAAUGGUCGUUGCAAAGAGAGAUGCGAGGGUGUAGUAUGCGGAGUAGGUGCUAUGUGUGAUAAAACAAGUGGAAAAUGCGUUUGUGAACCCAACUUUAUUGGUAACGCCGAUUUAAUAUGUAUGCCCCCAAUUAAAUAUGCAGAAUGCAAUCCUCCUUGCGCUCUCAAUGCUCACUGCGAAUACGGAUAUGGUACUGCUGUAUGUGCUUGUAAUGCCGGUACCACCGGUAAUCCCUAUGAAGGAUGUGGUGCUGAAAGUAGAACCGUAUGCGAACCCAAUAGCUGUGGUCCAAAUGCUGAAUGCAGAUCUGAUGGAAAUGGAAUUUCAUGCGUAUGUCCUCAAGGAUUUGCUGGUAAUGCUUAUGUCGGUUGUCAUGAUGUGGAUGAAUGCAUUAACAAACCUUGUGGUCAUAAUGCAGCUUGUCUUAAUACUCAUGGAGGGUUUGAGUGUCUAUGCUUGUCAGGUUUUGGAGGAGAUCCCUUCACAAGUUGCCAACCUGUUGACAAUACCUUCUGCAAUGAUCCCAACAAAUGCAAAUGUAAUGAGCGUGUUUAUUGUCCUGAUGGUUAUUCUUGUGAAAAUGGCCAAUGUAAAAACCUCUGUUCUAAGAUAUCGUGCGGUCCUCGCGCUGUUUGUGAUUCCGGAAAAUGUCUGUGCCCCCUGGGCUACAUGGGUGAUGCCUAUAACAAGGAAACUGGCUGCACGAUUAGAGGUCAAUGCAGCAAUGAUGGUGACUGUAAGGAUUCCGAAAUUUGUUUCCAACUUAGCAAAGGUUUGCGUAAGUGUGUUGACGCCUGUUCGAAAAUUCAAUGUGGCCCCAAUGCUCUCUGUGUGGCCAAUGACCAUCGUUCAUCUUGCAUAUGUAGUGAUGGUUACUUCGGUAAUCCCAGCAAUUUGCAAUCGGGUUGCCAACCUGAAAGAAAAGUACCCGAUAUGGAAGAUAAAUGCAAAUCUGAUCAUGAUUGUGAGGCAGGCUACACUUGCUCUGCAGUCCAUGAAGGAUCUAAGGAAUGUGUUAGCCUAUGCUCGAAGGUGGUUUGUGGUACUAAUGAACUUUGUAAAAUUGAUAACAGUGGCAAUGCAAUAUGCAGUUGCUCAGACAGUUAUGUUUGGAAUCCUGUCAAAUCGGCUUGUGAGAAACCCAGCUUACCAGAUUGCACCACCGACCAAGAGUGUCCUGCUGCUUCUGCUUGUAGACCUGAUGUAGUGGGUGUUUUGAAAUGUGUUUCCAUUUGUGACGAAUUCACUUGUCCCGCCAAUUCAGUCUGUGUGGCUAAGGAUCAUCAUGGAAGAUGUGAUUGUUUAGCCGGCUUUGUGGGUAACCCCAAUGAUCGUAAUGGUUGUCAGCCUAAGCAAAAACACCAAUGCCGCUCUAACGCUGAAUGUGCAGAAUCAGAGGCAUGUAUUAAAUAUGGUCCCGAAGAAAUUUUGUCCUGUAGACCAGCAUGUGAAACUGUCAAGUGUGGUCCUAGGGCUGUUUGUAUUACCAAUAACCAUCAAGCUCAGUGCCAGUGUCCUCCUGGUCCCUUCGCUGGUGAUCCUUAUGAUCCCUUCCAAGGCUGCCAGAGUGUACCCUGCGUAUACAACAAAGAUUGCCCAACACAUCAACUUUGCAAUCGUAUGACUCACACAUGCUAUGACGUGUGUGACCAAGAAUCAUGUGGUGAAAAUGCCAUCUGUUUAGCCGAAGAUCAUAGAGCUGUGUGUCAAUGUCCUCCGGGUUACAAGGGCAAACCUAUACCAGAAGUAGAAUGUGUUAAAACUGGAGGUUGUACACCUGGUACCUGUCAUCAAUCCGCCAUUUGUGAGGUUACUGUAGAUGGACCAGUCUGCAAAUGCCCAGAGCAUUUCAUUGGAGAACCUAUAAAACAAGGCUGUCGUCCAGAAGGCCAAUGUCCCAAUGGCGAUGCUGAUUGCCCAGCUAAUACCAUUUGCGCCAGCGGUCGUUGCAUUAAUCCUUGUGAUAAUGCCUGCGGUUCAAACUCAGAAUGCAAAGUAGUAAAUCGUAAGCCUGUAUGUUCCUGUCCUUUCCGUUUCCAACCAAUGACAGAGACGGCCAAGGAUGGUUGUGUUCGUUCUGUAUCUAGAUGUUCUUCGGAUGUUGAUUGCGGUGGUGAAGUUUGCUACAAUGGUGAAUGUCGUGUUAUAUGUCGCGAAAAUAAUGACUGUUCCUCAGGAGAAGCUUGUAUGCAAAAUGUUUGUGUUAUUUCCUGCUUAGACCACAGUCAGUGUGGUCCCGGUUUAGCUUGUCUCAAAGGUGUAUGUUCUAUAGGAUGUCGCAGUAAUAAGGAUUGUCCUUCAGAUCAGUCUUGCAUCAGCAACAAAUGCGCUAAUCCCUGUCAAGAAGGAGGUGUUUGUGGACCUAAUGCCCUAUGUAAUAUCGACAAUCAUCGUAGUCAUUGCUCCUGCCCAGAAGGUUUUGAGGGCAAUCCUACUCCCGAUCAAGGAUGCGUUAGAGUACCAGCCCCUUGCCAAGCUACCAACCAAUGUCCAAGUGGCCAUAUGUGUAUUGGCAAUCAAUGUAAUUUACCCUGCCAAAAGACGUCGGUAUGUGCUGUGGGAGAGCGUUGUUAUCAGCAAGUAUGCCGCAAGGUCUGCUAUACUAGCAACAAUUGUUUACCCGGAGAAAUUUGUAACAAUGAUGGCACUUGCCAGCCCGGCUGCGACUCUGAUGCUGAUUGUCCUCCAACGGAAUUAUGUUUGGGUGGCAAAUGCAAAUGUGCUCAAGGUUUCAUUGGCACUCCCUUCGGUUGUGCAGAUAUUGACGAAUGUACUGAAACACCUUGCCACAAGUCUGCUAAAUGUGAAAAUGUCCCCGGCUCCUUUAAAUGUAGCUGUCCUGAUGGAACUGUUGGUGAUGCUUAUGUUAAAGGUUGCUCUGCACCCAAGGAAUGUUACCAAAAUGAAGACUGCUCCACAGCAUUGGCUUGUAUCAAUGAUAAAUGUUCAAAUCCUUGUUUGGCUACCUCAUGUGGUACAAAUGCCAUGUGCAAUGCUGACCAACAUCAAGCAUUCUGUGAGUGUCCUGCAGGCCAUUUGGGUGAUCCAUUCGAUAGCUCAGUAGGUUGCUUCAAAGUGGAGUGUAUCAACGAUGAUGAUUGUGCUAGCGACAGAGCUUGCGAUGAAAAAACAAAUCGUUGCAUCAAACCAUGUGAUUUGAUUAGUUGCGGCAAAGGAUCAUGUAAUGUUGGCGAUCAUAAGGCCAUAUGCUCUUGUUACGAAGGCUAUCAACUGAACAAUGGCAUUUGCGAAGAUGUUGAUGAAUGUUUAAGCCGUCCUUGUCACAGCACAGCUUUCUGCCAAAAUUUGCCUGGCUCUUUUGCUUGCCAAUGCCCCGAAGGUCUAAUAGGUGAUCCAGUGCAUGCCGGAUGUCGCGAUCCUAAUGAAUGUUUAACCGACUCGGAUUGUCCUUCCUCCGCAAGUUGCCAGAAUGCUAGAUGUCGCAGUCCGUGUGAACGUGAAAAUGCUUGCGGAAUUAAUGCCAAAUGUGUGGCUCAAUCGCACAGCGCCAUCUGUACUUGUCCGGCCAAUACCCGUGGAGAUGCCUCAAUAGAAUGUAUUCACAUUGAAUGUACUGACAAUGAUGAUUGCUCCAGCGAAAAAACUUGUUUAGACUCCAAAUGUGUCGAUCCUUGCUCACUUCCAAAUGCCUGUGGAUCUCAAGCUCAAUGUACUGCCCAAAAUCAUAUUGGCUUAUGUUCCUGCGAAAAGGGUACCACCGGUAAUCCCCAAUUGGGUUGCGUUCAAUUGCAAUACUGCAACUCUGAUGUCCAGUGUGCUUCGGGUAGCAUAUGCUCCAAUGGUAUCUGUUCAUCGUUAUGUUCAUCCAAUCGUGAUUGUAUUGCUGACCAAUUGUGUAUACAAGGUGUAUGCCAACCUACCUGCAAAUCAAAUACCACUUGCCCCGAAUUCCAAUUCUGUUUGAACAAUAUCUGUACCAAGGAAGUCUUGUGUAGAGAAGACUCCGAUUGUGGUCCCAAUGAAAAUUGUAUUGUCGAUAAUUAUGGCAGAGCCAGUUGCGAAAAUGUAUGUUUAGGUCGCGCUGUUUGUGGUCGUAAUGCGGAAUGUAUUGCCCGCAGUCAUGCUGCCGAUUGUGAGUGCAAAGAAGGCUUCUUUGGUGAUCCCAAGAGUGGUUGUCGCAAGGUCGAAUGUACCAGCGAUAAUGACUGUACCAACGAUAAGACCUGUGAUGACAAUAUGUGUAAGAUUGCCUGUCUCAUUGGUCAACCCUGCGGUGAAAAUGCUCUCUGUACCACCGAGAACCACAAACAAGUUUGUCAUUGCCAGCCUGGUUUCACCGGUGAUCCAAAAGUACGUUGUGACGUCAUUGAUUUCUGUAAAGAUGCUCCUUGUGGACCUGGUGCCAGGUGUCGCAACUCCAGAGGAUCGUUCAAAUGUACCUGUCCACCUGGUCUUGUGGGCGAUCCCUACAACGAGGGUUGUCGUACAUCGGUGGAAUGUGAGAACAACGAAGAUUGCCCACCGCAUGCCGAAUGCACGAAAUCGAAUGGUGUACCCAAAUGUCAUGAUGUUUGCGCUAAUGUGCGUUGUGGCCAAAAUGCGGAAUGUAUUCCGAAAGGCCAUAAAGCUCAGUGUGCAUGCCGCAAUGGUUAUGAUGGCAAUCCCGCUGACCGGGUUAAUGGUUGUAAACCAUUGCCAGUGCCUUGCCAAGUUACCAGCGAUUGUCCGACCAAUACAUAUUGUUCAGACAGUAUUUGCAAACCUGCUUGUGUUUUGGAUACCGAAUGUUCGAACAAUGAAAUAUGCCAAGGCGGUCAAUGUAUUGACCCAUGUACUCAACCUCAAGCUUGUGGCAUGAACUCCUUAUGCUCAAUCGAUACGCACUUCAAACAGUGCUCUUGUCCUGCUGGUUUCACCGGCAAUCCCGAGGUCGAAUGUGUGCGUAUACCAAUUGCCUGUACAACGGAUUUAGAAUGCGGUUCCGGUUUGAGUUGUCGCGACUCUAUGUGUUUCCCAAAAUGCUCUGCUGACCAGGAUUGCGCCCUCAAUGAGAAAUGUUUAAGAGGCAACUGCAUGUUAACAUGCCGUGUCGACAAUGAUUGCUUCUUGGGUCAUGUGUGUUUGCACAAUAAAUGUGUUUACGGUUGUCAUACCGACGACGAUUGUAGUGCUUCGGAAUCCUGCCGUAAUGAUAAAUGUGUUAAUCCCUGCUCUGAAAAUCCAUGUGGUCCCAAUGCUGCUUGUUCGGUGUCCAAUCAUCGUGCCUCUUGCAAUUGUUUGGAUGGCAUGGUGCCCAGUCCCACAGCUCAAGUGGGCUGUGUGCGUUCACCUCCACAAGACUGUAAUGAAAAUCGUGAUUGUUUUAAUGGUUUGGCCUGUUUCGAAGCUGUGUGCCGUCCUCUGUGUGCCGAUGAUUUGGGUUGUCUAUCCAAUGAACGUUGCCAGAAUGGUGUGUGCAAACCGUUGUGCAGACGUGAUGAUGAUUGUCGCAAUAGCGAAGUAUGCUUGGGACUGUCUUGUGUACCUGGCUGUCGUUCCGAUCAAGGAUGUCCCGAUAAUUUGGUCUGUGAACAUCAACAAUGUAUUGAUCCUUGUGCAGAUGCCCGUGCUUGUGGCACAAAUUCUCGCUGUGAGGUGUUUAAUCAUCAAAAGGUUUGCUCUUGCCCCGAAGGUUUGGUGGGCAAUGCUGACAUCACUUGCAAACCUCCAAUUACCACUUGUUCCGGCAAUAGCGACUGUCAAACUAAUCAAUUGUGUUAUGGUGGCAGCUGCCAGAGCAAGUGCCGCAACGAUCAGAACUGUUUGGCUGAUGAGAAAUGUAUGCGUGGAACAUGUCGCACUGUAUGCAAUACUGAUUCUGCCUGUGCUCAAGGACAAAUCUGCGAAAAUCGUAUUUGCCAAAUUGGUUGCCGCAAUGACUUGACCUGUGCUCAAGAUCAAUCCUGUAUUAACAAACAAUGUAAAAACCCUUGUGAUACUCCCGGACAGUGCGGUCAAUGUGCCAACUGUUUGGUGGUCAAUCAUGGUGUCCAAUGUAGUUGCGCUAAUGGUUUCCUCGGAGAUGGUCUUAGUGGUUGCCAAUUACCUCCACAAAGAUGUAAUCCUUCGUGUCAUUGUGACGAAACAAACACUUACUGUGCUGAUGCCUGCUCCCGAACUAGUGACUGUGCUUGUGGUCAAUUGUGUUCGCGCGGAAAAUGUCGUUCGAAGUGUGGUCCCAACAGAUCAUGCCCCGUGGGUCAACUUUGCGAACGCGGAGCCUGUGUGGCUGGCUGUAAGAGCAAUAAUGAUUGCGCUACCGAUCAGAGCUGCGUUAACGGCCAAUGCGCCGAUCCUUGUGCCAAUAAGAAGGCUUGUGGCCGCAACGCUUUAUGUACCGUUUCCGAACAUCGUAUGCUUUGCUAUUGCCCCGACGGUUAUGAGGGCGAACCCAGCAAGGAAUGCAUACAAUUUGAAUGCCAACAUGAUGAAGAUUGUGAAUCGAAUAAACGUUGUGAUUCUGGCAAGUGCCGUAAUCCCUGUUUGGAAUAUGGUGCCUGUGGCAUUAAUGCUCAGUGCCGUGUGGUGGAUCGUAAGCCUCAGUGCUCAUGUCCUCCUGAUUUCUUUGGUGAUGCCGCCACCGAAUGCCAACCUUUGGAAGGUGGUUGUGCCAAUAAUCCCUGUGGUGAGAACUCUAAAUGCAACGAAGUACCUGGCGGUUAUGAAUGUUCAUGCAUGGAUGGUUGUGUGGGUGAUGCCAACAAGGGUUGCUUGUGCGACGGCAAUAGAGUCGAUUCUUGUCACGAACAAGUUUGUGGUCUAAAUGCCGCCUGUCAAGUUCUGCCACAUGAUGAGGCCCAAUGUUACUGUCCCGAAGAAUUCCCCAAUGGUGAUGCCUAUGUACAAUGUUACCUUACUCAGCCACCCAAGAAUUGCCUCACCGAAGGAUGUGUCGUAGGUGAAUGUGUGCGCCAAGGUUAUGAUUAUAUUUGCAAACAAGAAAUUGGCUGUUCUUCCAACAAGGAAUGUCCUGCUCAAAAAGCUUGUAUUAAUGCCGUCUGCUCUGAUCCUUGCUCAUUGGCUAACCAUUGCGGUCCACAACAGGAGUGCAAGGUUAUUGAACAUCAAACUGUUUGCUCUCGCGUAUGCGAGUGUCAACGUAAAAAAGACUGUCCAGCUGGUUAUGAAUGUGACGGCUGUCAAUGUCACCAAGAAGGUAUAGGACGCACACCAGUAUGUGAACAUUGUGCUCCUGGCUAUCGCUGUGAACCAACCACUGGCGCCUGUAUAAGAGAUCAAAUAACUACCAUAAAUACUACUACCACCACCACCACCACUACUCCAACAAUUCAAACAACACCUAAAACGGUUACUGAAAAAGAUAUAACAACUACUACCAUUAUAACAACCUCCACUGUGUCUAAUACAACUGGCCCGGCAGCGUCCACACCCAAACCCAAAACCACUAAAAAGGAAGAUGAAGGCGAAGUAGCAACAACGGUAACAACGGAAGUGGAGCUAACAACUACGCCCAAAGUUAUUACUACUGGCGUCCCCGAUAUUACAAGUGUUACGGACUCUAUGGAAACUACUACUCCGGGUAAAACGGGCUUAACCAAACAUUAUCGUGAUGGUGAAAAUGAUAUAACAGAUGCCACCACCACUACGACUGCUGCCACAAAGGUUGCGGCUACUACUCCUGCAACGGGAGAGGAUGUCAAGGGGCCCUUCGAUUAUAGAACAACACCCAAAAUGAAGACCACACGCAUAGAUACUUCUAAUGAACUUGAUGAAUUCAAUAUAACCACACUUUUGACAACAACCCCCAAAUACGAUAGUACCACAUUCCCCGUUAUGAUGGUAACGGAAGAAAUACAGACCACUGAAAAUUUUACCACGCCUCGCAUUAUGGUAACUGAAAAGUCCACCAUGUUCCCGGUAAUAACACCGGAAUCUACCACAGAAUCCCAAGAACCUGUAACCAUGGCUGGAACCACUAUGUCGACACCACCAGAAAUAAUGGAACCCCUUACUACUACCACUGCUAAAGAAUUACUAACACCCGAUAUAACCACAUAUAGACCCACCAUCAUGAUGGAGAGUCCCUCCACCAUUAAACCCCAAAUAGCAGAGGACUUAACCACUACAAUGUUCCCGGUUAUAACGGAAAAGGUUACCGAAAUAUCGGAAAUACCUGGUACCACCACAUCUCUCAGUUCAGUUACUAUGGAAGUUGAAACGACCACGCCGUCGAUGACGUCGUUUUCACAGUUAGAUAAUAAAACUAAAAUCGGUGUUAUCAGCACCACCACUACAACCGAAUCAAUAACAACUACUAUCCCUAGUCUAAGUACAACUACUACUACCACUCCAAGCACAUUGAUCACAGUUAUUAACACUACUUGUACAGUUCAUACUAAUUGUGCCCCCAAUCAAUUAUGUAUUAUGGGCCAGUGUCGUUUUAAGUGUCGUGGUGAUGGAACCAAUGAAAACAAUUGUGUAAAAGAAUCGCCAGGUUCACCUAAAAAUCCCGAACCCUGUCGUUCGAAUAACGAUUGUAUUGAGAGUGAGGCCUGCUAUAUGGGUCUGUGUCAAGAUCCCUGUGAAUUUGCUAAUGUUUGUGCUCCCACAGCCAAAUGUGUAGCGAAAAUGCAUCGACCGAUAUGUUCAUGUCCAACCGGGCAUGAGGGUAAUCCCACAGUGAAAUGUAUAGCAACAGACAAAUCAAUGGAAUGUGCUCAUGAUAGCGAUUGUUCUGUAACGGAAGCUUGUAUUAAUCGUCGUUGCCAACAUCCAUGCGAUGCACACAAUCCCUGUGCUCAAAAUGCUGUAUGUGUUAACACCAACCAUGCUGCCGAUUGCAGUUGCACCGACGGUUAUGAUGGCAACGGUUAUGUGGGUUGCCAACCAGCUUUCAAUUAUGUUCCGGUGUGCCAGUACAAUGAGGAUUGUCCACCUAACAAGUUGUGUGAUCGUUUGAAUCGCCGUUGCAUUAAUCCGUGCCAAGAGGAUUCAUGUGGUGAAAAUGCUGAAUGUAUCCCAACCAAUCAUGGCAUCGAUUGUAGAUGUUUGUCCGGUUUUGUUGGCAAUGCUUAUGUGGAAUGUACUGUUUUGCAAGGCUGCCGUUCUGAUUCCGAGUGCGAUUCUAGCCAGGCCUGCAUCAAUGGCAAAUGUUCUUCGCCUUGCAGCUGUGGAGCGUCUGCCUUGUGUGAUGUGGUUAAUCAUCGUGGUAUUUGUAAAUGUCCUCCCGGCUAUACUGGCAAUCCGGCUGUGGCCUGUAGUCCACCUACAAACCCGUGCGAUCCUAAUCCCUGCGGUCUCAAUGCCUUGUGUGAAUUGGACAAUGGUAAUCCAAUUUGUUAUUGUCCUAAGGGUCUUACAGGAAAUCCAUUUAAGAAUUGCAUACCAGAAGGAGAUGAGUGCUCACCAAAUCCCUGUGGUCCUAACUCUGGUUGCCGCAUGGUUUCGAACCAACCCAUCUGUUUCUGCUUGCCAGAAUAUGAAGGUCAACCACCACGCGUUCCCUGCAAAUUACCUUCGAAUCCCUGCGAACCUUCACCCUGCGGUCCCAAUACACAAUGUACAAUGCUCAGUAAUGGUUUCUCGAAAUGCACCUGCUUGCCAGGUUAUGUUGAAAGUCCCAAUACAAUUAGAGGUUGCAUUGAGCCCAUUAACCCAUGUGAUCCUAAUCCUUGUGGUGUGGGUGCAAUUUGUGAUUCAACACGCAAUCCCGUUUGCUUCUGUCCGGACAAUAAAAUUGGUAAUCCAUUCCGUUUGUGCGAAAAGCCUUCAGUUUCCGUAGAACUGUGCAAACCUGGACCUUGUGGACGAAACGCCGACUGUUACGUGGCUGGAAAUCGUGAAGAAUGUUAUUGUAAACCGGGUUAUGCCGGAGAUCCUUAUCAGGGCUGUCGCGAACCACCACGAUCUGCUUGUGAACCUAAUCCUUGUGGGCCCAAUGCUGAAUGUGUGGUAGCUGGAGAUGGUCAAAGUGCUUGUGUAUGUCCCCAUGGUUUGUCGGGUGAUCCAACAUCGUUAUUGGGUUGUCACGGUUAUGAAUGUCAAGUUGAUGAUGAUUGUUCAUUGGAUAAGGCCUGUAUGGGCUUCAAGUGCCAUGAUCCUUGCCCUGGUGCUUGUGGUCACGGUGCCAGCUGCCGCGUUCAACAACAUCACCCUGUAUGCUCUUGUAAUCCUGGCCUCACCGGCAAUCCUGGAAUUUUCUGCACCGCCAUGGAUGUUCCUAAGAAAACUAAAAAUCCUUGCCUGCCCAGUCCGUGCGGAUUAAAUAGCGAAUGUAAGGUUAUGAACAAUAGAGCUGUCUGCUCCUGCUUGCCUGAUUAUUUGGGAGAUCCUCAAUCUGGCUGCAGACCUGAAUGUGACAUAAAUUCUGAUUGUGGUUCCAAUCAAGCCUGUGUUAAUCACAAAUGUGUCGACCCCUGUGCUGGUACUAUAUGCGGCAUCAAUGCUUUGUGCUCUGUGCAACAACAUACCCCAAUUUGCCGCUGUUUGGAUGGCUUUACUGGAGAUGCUUUCCGCCAGUGCAUUGCCAUUGGUGUUCUACGUAACGUCUCGCGUGAUCCUUGUAUUCCUUCGCCCUGUGGACCAUCAGAUGUUUGUUCUGUUUAUGCAGAUGGUGUAGCUUUAUGUGAUCCAUGCUUUGGAAGUGAUUCACAGUACAAUCCACGCUGCAGACCUGAGUGUGUAUCCAAUUCAGAUUGUCCGUUUGAUAAAGCUUGUUUUGGUUCAAAAUGUUUAGAUCCAUGCCCUGGAUCUUGUGGUCACAAAGCUUCGUGCCAUGUCUACGAACAUAACCCUAUCUGUCAGUGUCCUCCUGGCUUAUAUGGCAAUCCUUACGAACAAUGUGUAGUUCCUUUGGCAGAUAAGCCGGCGCCUUCACCCAGCUGUACCAAAUUACAAUGUGGAGCUAAUGCUGAUUGUAAAAAACAAAGUGGACUUUUGACUUGCGUUUGUCGCCGUGGUUACUUUGGAAAUCCCUUCGUAGCAUGCAGGCCAGAAUGUGUUUUGAACUCCGAUUGUCCUGCUGAUCGUGCCUGUGUUAAUUCAAAAUGUGUGGAUGUCUGCUCAGGAGUGUGCGGCAUUAAUGCCUUGUGUCAAGUCGUUAAUCAUGGUCCGGUGUGUGUUUGUCCCGAAGGAUUUAUAGGUGACGCCUUCAAAUCAUGUUCCAGACAACAACAAAUACCACCCAAUCAAUAUUUGCCUAUACCCAGAAAUCCCUGUGAACCCUCACCUUGUGGACCUAAUUCAAGAUGUAUGAUCUCGCAUGAAGGUCAUGCUGUAUGUUCUUGUUUGCCUAGCUACAAGGGUUCACCACCAGUAUGUCAACCCGAAUGUAUAGUCAGUUCUGAAUGUCCUCUGCAACAAGCUUGUAUCAAUCAACGAUGUGCUGAUCCUUGCCCAGGCACUUGUGGUGCCUCAGCCAGAUGUAAAGUCCUGAAUCAUAAUCCUAUUUGCUCUUGCGAUGCUGGUUAUGAAGGAGAUCCAUUCGUGUCCUGUGUACCAGUUCAAGAAUCACCUAAAGAGGUCGAAAGAAGACCAGAGAAUCCCUGUUUGCCAUCCCCAUGUGGACCCAAUUCGAUAUGUCAAGUUAAGCAAGGCCGACCAGUUUGCUCUUGCGUGGCCAAUUACAUAGGCAGUCCACCAUACUGCAGACCUGAAUGUACUUUGAACAGCGAAUGUCCAUCGGAUAAGGCUUGUAUUCAUGAAAAAUGUGAAAAUCCAUGUGCCAAUACCUGCGGUCAUAACGCCAAAUGUACUGUCAUUGCUCAUGCAGCAUACUGCAGUUGUGAUGAUGGUUAUGAGGGAGAUGCAUUCGUAGGCUGUUCUAAAGUUAUACAAAAACCUGAAGAUCAUGUCGAUCCUUGUUAUGCCAAUCCUUGUGCCGAAAAUGCUGUUUGUAAUGAACGCAAUGGCAUUGCCAGAUGUACUUGCAUUGAACCCUACAUUGGCGAUCCCUACUCGACUGGCUGUAGACCGGAGUGCGUCUAUAACGGUGAAUGUCCUUCCCAAUUGGCUUGUAUUAAACAACAUUGCCGAGAUCCUUGUGUAGGAACUUGUGGAAACUAUGCCGAAUGUUCGGUUGUCAAUCAUGUACCCGUAUGUAGUUGCGCCCAAGGCUAUGUUGGAGAUCCAUUUACUGGCUGCAAAAAGGAUAUUCAAGUCAAACCUAUUAGCCCUUGUGAACCCAAUGUUUGUGGACCCUAUAGUAUUUGCCGUGUGGUUGACGGUCGUCCCACAUGUUCUUGCCAAAUCAAUUACUUCGGUGCUCCGCCCAACUGUCGCCCAGAGUGUGUUGUUAGCUCAGAAUGUAGCCAACAUUUGGCAUGUAUCAAUCAGAAAUGUGUUGAUCCUUGUGCCAACACCUGCGGAUUUAAUGCUAAAUGUCAAGUUGUCAAUCACAAUCCCAUAUGUUCUUGUCCAGCAGAGAUGACUGGUGAUCCUUUCGAACAAUGUGUACCUAAACCUACUGGACCCAGUCGCGAUGUAAAUGCUUGUAUACCAAGCCCAUGUGGACCAAACUCCGAAUGUCGUGAUGUAGAAAAUAGAGCUGCUUGCUCUUGUCUACCCGGCAUGUUUGGUGCUCCACCCAAUUGUCGCCCUGAAUGUGUUAUCCACCAAGAUUGUCCAUCGAAUAGAGCUUGUAUUGCUCAGCGUUGUGAAGAUCCUUGUUUGGGAGCUUGUGGUUUCAAUGCACUCUGCACAUCACAGAACCACAGACCUAUAUGUUCGUGCAUUGAAGGUCACGAAGGUGACCCUUAUGCCGGCUGCAGUAUGCGUGCAAUUGUGGUACCAGACUUACCUAGCGAUCCCUGCAAUCCCUCACCUUGCGGUUCAAAUGCUAUGUGUAAAGAACGCAAUGGUGCUGGAGCUUGUUCAUGCUUGUCAAACUAUUUCGGCGAUCCUUAUGUUAAUUGUAGACCCGAAUGUGUACAAAACUCUGAUUGUCCGCGUACAAAGUCGUGUAUGAAUAUGAAAUGUGUAGAUCCUUGUGUGAAUUUGUGCGGUUUCAAUGCUGUCUGUAGAGUGUCAAAUCAUUUACCGGUUUGCUCUUGUCAACCUGGUUUUACUGGAAAUCCAAUGCGCAUUUGUCACGAGAAACCAUCAAAUAUGUAUUUACCAAUACCCAAAGAUCCUUGUCGACCAUCACCUUGUGGUCUGUUUAGUACUUGUCGCGUUCAAGGUAAUCGUCCGGUGUGUUCAUGUUUGCCCGACUAUAUGGGCCAGCCUCCUAAUUGUAAACCAGAAUGUGUUAUAAGUGCCGAAUGUAGCUCAGACAAGGCUUGCAUUAACCAACGCUGUCAAGAUCCUUGUCCCGGUACAUGUGGUCAUAAUGCCAGAUGCAGAGUGACAAAUCAUUCACCCAUAUGUACAUGUGCCCAGGGCUAUACAGGAGAUCCUUUCCACCAAUGUAUGCCCGAAAGAAAACAACCUGAACUACCAAGGGAUCCCAUAGCGAAACCAAAUCCCUGCAUACCCUCUCCCUGUGGACCCAACUCCCAGUGUAGGGUGUCUGCUACGGGUGCAGUGUGCUCUUGUUUGCGAAACUAUAUUGGACGAGCGCCGAACUGCCGUCCGGAAUGUUCUAUAAAUUCUGAGUGUUCGUCACAAAUGGCUUGUGUGAAUAAUCGCUGUGUAGACCCUUGCAUCGGCUCUUGUGGAAACAAUGCCUUGUGUCAUGUCAGUAACCAUGCUCCGGUAUGCAUGUGUCAAUCUGGUUUUACUGGAGAUCCUUUCUCGGGCUGUUAUCUCUUAAUACAAAUUCCCGACGAGCCUAUUCAACCCUGCCUUCCUAGUCCUUGUGGUUUGAAUGCUUUAUGUGAGGAACGCAAUCGUGCGGCUUCUUGUAAAUGCAUACCCGAGUACUUUGGCGAUCCAUACGUUGAAUGUAGACCCGAGUGUGUUUUGAAUUCGGAUUGUCCGAGAUCGAAAGCUUGUGUUAACAAUAAGUGUGUUGAUCCCUGUCCGGGUAUGUGUGGCAAUAAUGCCGAAUGUUUUGUGUUGAAUCACCAACCUAAUUGCGAAUGUUUGCUGGGCUUUACGGGAAAUCCUAAUUUUGGUUGCCAUCUUAUACCAGAAAUUCCCAAACAUGAUAUUAUUGUACCCAGCAAUCCUUGUGUACCAACACCCUGCGGUCAGUUUAGCAACUGUAGGGAACAAAAUGGUCAUGCCGUAUGCUCUUGCAUUGCUAAUUAUAUAGGUGCUCCGCCCAACUGUCGACCUGAGUGCAUGAGUAGUUCUGACUGCGCGCAAGAUCGAUCAUGCAUUAAUGAGCGCUGUAAAGAUCCCUGUCCCGGAACUUGUGGCAAUAAUGCCCUUUGUCGUGUGGUCAAUCACAAUCCCAUAUGUUCAUGCAUGCCUGGCUUCACUGGUGAUCCAUUCACACGCUGUAUAUAUGAAGAAAAACGACCAAUUGUCAGGGAUCCCAUCAAUCCCUGCGUACCAUCGCCUUGUGGACCCAAUUCUCAAUGUCGCGUUUCAUCGGCCAAUGAGCAAGCCGUUUGCUCUUGCUUGCCCAACUAUAUAGGAAGAUCGCCAAAUUGCCGGCCCGAGUGCACAUCGAACUCGGAGUGUCGAGGCAAUAUGGCAUGCAUAAACCAGCGCUGUCAAGAUCCUUGUCAGGGUUCAUGCGGUUCAUUUACCACAUGUAUUGUAAAUAAUCAUAAGCCAAUAUGUCGCUGCAUUGAGGGUUAUAUUGGUGAUCCAUUUUCAGAAUGUAGUCCACAAAUUAUUGUGCCACCCGAAAAGGCUGAACCUUGCAAUCCCAGUCCCUGUGGUUCUAACGCCGUUUGCAAGGAAAGAAAUGGCGUAGGUUCUUGUACCUGCUUGCCAGAAUACAAUGGUGAUCCUUACACUGAAUGUCGACCAGAAUGUGUUCUUAAUACGGACUGUGCUAAGAACCGCGCUUGUAUAAAUAACAAAUGUAGAGAUCCCUGUCCAGGAGUUUGUGGCGUGGAGGCAGAGUGUCAUGUUAUUAAUCAUUCGCCUAGUUGCAGCUGUCCAUCCGGAUACACGGGAAAUCCUUCGCAGUAUUGUCGCAAAGAAACUAAACAAUUGGAUAAUGUCAAUCCCUGUCGCCCAUCACCAUGCGGUCCUUAUAGUCAAUGUCGCGAAGUAAAUGGUCAUGCGGUCUGCUCAUGCAUAACUAAUUACAUUGGUACUCCACCUACCUGUCGUCCUGAAUGUUCGGUUAGUUCCGAGUGUUCUCAAGAUAGGGCCUGUUUGAAUUCGCGUUGUGUAGAUCCAUGUCCAGGAACUUGCGGCAAUGAAGCUAUUUGCAAGGUUACCAAUCACAAUCCCAUAUGUUCAUGUCCACCGGGUUACACUGGAGAUCCUUUCAUAAGAUGUGUGAAAAUUGAAGAAAGACGUGUUGAGGACAAACCCACAAAUCCCUGCAUACCAAGUCCGUGUGGUCCAAACUCACAAUGCCGUGCUGUUGGCGAGACUCCCGUAUGCUCCUGUUUGCCUAACUUUGUGGGACGAGCUCCUAACUGUAGACCAGAAUGUACUAUUAACUCGGAAUGUCCCUCAAACUUAGCUUGUAUUAACGAGAGAUGUAAAGAUCCCUGUCCAGGAUCAUGUGGUUUCAAUGCUUUCUGUAAUGUAGUCAACCAUUCGCCAGUUUGCACUUGUGAGUCAGGCUAUUCUGGAGACCCCUUCGCUGGCUGUAAUCCAACACCGGUUCCUGAAGAACGACUUACGCCUUGUAACCCCACACCUUGUGGCACAAAUGCCGAAUGCAAAGAACGCAAUGGAGCCGGUUCUUGUACAUGUCUUGCGGGUUACUUCGGUGAUCCUUACAGUGGUUGUCGUCCCGAAUGUGUGGUUAAUUCUGACUGUCCUCGUGAUAAAUCGUGCGUUAAUCAGAAAUGUACAGAUCCAUGUCCCGGAGUUUGCGGUAUUAAUGCUGAUUGUCGCGUGGGUAACCAUGUGCCAACCUGUCAUUGCUUACCUGGCUACACCGGCAAUCCUCUCAGCUCUUGUCGCGUUAUACCUGAACCAGAACCCACACCAAAUGUUGCCAAAGAUGUUAAUCCUUGUCAACCUUCGCCUUGUGGUCCCUACAGUCAGUGCCGCGAAGUAAAUGGCCACGCUGUUUGCUCUUGCCAAGCCAACUUUAUAGGUUCAGCACCUAACUGUCGCCCUGAGUGUAUAGUCAGUUCUGAUUGUGCUCAAGAUAUGGCUUGCCAAAAUCAAAAAUGCGUAGAUCCUUGCCCUGGUACUUGUGGUUUAGAAGCACGUUGUCAAGUAAUCAAUCACUAUGCUGCAUGUUCCUGUCCUCCUGGUUAUACAGGAGAUCCUUUCAAUAGAUGUUCUAGAAUUAAAUUGGAUAUAACUCCUAUAACAAAAACUGGUAACCCCUGUGUGCCUAGUCCAUGUGGACCCAACUCGAAAUGUAUCGAUGUUGGCGAUUCACCUGCAUGCUCCUGUCUACCAAACUAUCUGGGGCGACCCCCUAAUUGUCGUCCCGAAUGCAUGAGUAGCUCUGACUGUCCCGCCAAUUUGGCCUGCAUGAAUCAAAAAUGUUCGAAUCCAUGUGUGGGUACUUGUGGUGUACACACUUUAUGUACAGUUAUUAAACACAAUCCCACAUGUCAAUGCGAACCUGGCUACACUGGAGAUCCUUUCUCUGGCUGUAGUGCUGUACAAAUAAUAACUACUACGGAACGACCUCGUGAUCCUUGCAAUCCCAGCCCUUGCGGUGCCAAUGCUGUUUGUCGUGAACGCAAUGGUGCCGGAUCGUGUGCUUGUUUGCCUGAAUAUUUCGGCGAUCCUUAUAGCGGUUGUAGACCAGAAUGUGUCCAAAACUCUGAUUGUGAUCGUUCGAAGGCAUGUCUCAACAACAAAUGUAUUGAUCCUUGUCCAGGUGUCUGUGGAAUUAAUGCUGAGUGCCGUGUUCUUAAUCAUGCUCCCAACUGUCAAUGUUUCGAAGGUUACACCGGAGAUCCACAUCGUUCUUGUGCCGUUACUGAAGUUAUCACUAUGGCUCCUUUGAACCCAUGUCAACCAUCGCCUUGUGGACCUUACAGCCAAUGUCGCGAAUCGAAUGGUCACGCUGUUUGCUCGUGCUUGGAUAACUAUGUUGGAGCACCACCAACGUGCCGUCCUGAAUGUGUUGUCAGCUCAGAAUGUCCUCAAAAUCGAGCUUGUAUACAACAAAAGUGUGCCGAUCCUUGUGCUGGAGCUUGUGGUUCACAAGCUAGAUGCCAGGUUGUUAACCACAACCCUAUUUGCACAUGCCCAGCGGGUAUGACCGGUGAUCCAUUUGUUGAAUGCAUUACUGCGAAGGAACAACCACGAGACCCUGAGAAUCCAUGUGUGCCGUCGCCUUGUGGACCCAACUCUUUGUGUCGAGAAAUUGGAGGACAAGCUGCCUGCUCAUGCCAAACAAACUAUGUGGGCAGACCACCAAAUUGCAGACCAGAAUGUACAAACCACGAUGAAUGCCCCAACCAUUUGUCAUGUCAGAAUGAAAAAUGUGUCGAUCCUUGUCCAGGCUCAUGUGGCGUGAAUGCUUUAUGUAAGGUUGUGCAACAUAAUGCUGUUUGCUCUUGCACCGAUGGCUACGAAGGAGACCCAAUAUCCGGUUGUGAACUUAUACCACCUGUAUUGCCUAAACAACCGCAAUCAUCACCAUGUGAACCAUCACCUUGUGGUCCACAGGCUGAGUGCCGUGAACGCAAUGGAGCCGGUGCCUGCUACUGUCACGAAGGCUACCAAGGUAAUCCUUAUGAUGUUGAGCGCGGUUGUCGCCGUGAAUGUGAAGCCCACGAUGAUUGUGCACCCGCUCUAGCCUGUGUACGUUUCAAAUGUGUAGAUCCUUGCGAUAACAUAUGCGGAGAAUUUGCCCUUUGUACAGUGGAUAAUCAUGUACCUACAUGCACGUGUCCUGCUGGUUAUUCAGGAGAUCCAUUCUUCCAAUGUAAACAAAUUCCGGUAACACCACGACCCAUUGUCAAUCCAUGUGUGCCAUCUCCAUGUGGUCCAAACAGUAUUUGCCGCAAUAUCAAUGAUCAAGCUGUGUGUUCAUGUCAGUCAGGAUUUAUCAACCAACCACCAAAUUGUAGACCCGAAUGUGUGGUUAGUUCUGAGUGUGCUAUAGAGAAGGCUUGCGUGAACAAUAAAUGUGUAGACCCUUGUCAACAUACAUGUGGUCAACUGGCCAUAUGUACCGUGAAGAAUCACAGUCCCAUCUGUACAUGUCCUAGAGGAAUGACUGGAGAUCCAUUUGUCAGGUGUUCAAGAAUACCAAUUGUUGUGGAUGAUAAACCAAGCACCGAAAAACCACCAUCAUGUGUUCCAUCACCUUGUGGCCCGAACUCAAAAUGCCAGGUAAUUGGUGGCAGUCCAGCCUGUUCUUGCUUACAAGACUUCACUGGCGCUCCUCCCAACUGCCGACCAGAAUGUGUUCUUAACUCUGAGUGUGGUCCCACCGAAGCUUGUAUCAAUCAGAAAUGUCGCGAUCCUUGUCCUGGAUCCUGCGGUUUUGAAGCUAAAUGUCAUGUCCUCAACCAUGUUCCUAUAUGUAAUUGUUUGGAUGGUUAUACUGGAGAUCCAUUUGUACGUUGCAGUCCUACCCCUGUUCAGGAAACACCUAAGAUUCCAAAUGAUCCUUGUGAUCCAAAUCCUUGUGGUCCCAAUGCUGAUUGUUUCAACGGUGAGUGCAGAUGCCAAGAUAAUUACCAAGGCAAUCCCUAUGAAAGCUGUCGUCCAGAAUGUUCUCUUUCCGCUGACUGUCCACGCGAUAAGGCCUGCUUGCGCAACAAGUGUGUCGAUCCUUGUCCAGGAACUUGUGGUAUCAAUGCAGUUUGUGAAGUACUAAACCAUAUUCCUGUAUGCUCUUGUGUCAAGGGCUAUGAAGGAGAUCCAUUUACGAACUGUCGUUUGAAAAUAGAAGAACCAGAAAGACCAGUCCAACCAUGCUCACCUUCUCCCUGCGGUGCCAACAGUCAGUGCCGUGACAUUAAUAAUCAUGCCGUUUGCUCUUGCUUAGAUGGAUUCAUUGGAGCUCCACCACAAUGUCGCCCAGAAUGUGUUGUUUCUAGUGAGUGCUCUGCUUUGCAGGCUUGCGUCAAUAAGAAAUGCGUUGAUCCCUGUGCCGGAUCCUGCGGUAUUGAUGCUCGUUGUGAAGUUAUAAAUCAUAGUCCUAUUUGUGGUUGUCCACCUGGAAAAACUGGAGAUCCAUUCAAGAGAUGUUUCGAUAUACCCAUUGAAGCACCAAGAGAUCCAGAGGUACCCAGAGAUCCUUGCGCACCAUCACCAUGUGGACCCAACUCUAUCUGCAAGGCUGGUCCUAGCGGUCCUUCCUGUCAAUGUAUGCCAGAAUUCUUUGGAUCACCACCUAACUGCAGACCUGAAUGUAUCAUCAAUCCUGAUUGUCCUUCCACACAAGCUUGUAUUAACAACAAAUGUCGCGAUCCUUGUCCUGGAUCAUGUGGCACUAAUGCUGAAUGCCGCGUUAUUAGCCACUCAGUAUCAUGUUCAUGUCCAGCCGGUUAUGCUGGUAAUGCUUUCGUACAAUGUAUUCCACAGAGAGAAGAACCAAUUAAACCCUGUGAACCAUCACCUUGUGGGCCAAAUGCUGAAUGUAUUGAACGUAAUGGUGCCGCUUCUUGUAAGUGCAUUGAUGAAUACCAAGGCAACCCCUAUGAAGGAUGUCGACCAGAGUGUGUCCUUAGUUCAGAUUGUCCAACCGAUCAGGCUUGUAUACGCAACAAAUGUAAAGAUCCUUGUCCAGGAAUCUGUGGUUCGAAUGCUCAAUGUUAUGCUGUCAAUCAUGUACCAAACUGUGUGUGCAAUGACGGCUAUACCGGCGAUCCAUUCUCUAAUUGUCGACCUCAACCCAAGAUACCACCACCUGCCCCCGGCAACCCUUGUCAACCGUCACCAUGUGGCCCCAACAGUAAAUGCCGUGAAGCAAACGGUUUGGCUGUAUGUUCAUGUCUGGAUUCCUUCAUUGGUUCACCACCAAAUUGUAAACCUGAGUGCACAGUUAAUGCCGAAUGUCCGCAAAAUAAGGCCUGUCACAAAUUCAAAUGUGCCAACCCCUGCGCUGGCACUUGCGGUAUCGAUGCCAAAUGUGAAGUGAUUAACCACAAUCCAAUUUGCAGUUGUUCAUUGGAAAUGACAGGUGAUCCGUUUACAAGAUGUUAUCCAGCACCCAUACGCCCGAAGGAUGAACCAACCAAACCUAAAAAUCCCUGCGUACCGUCACCUUGUGGCUUGUAUUCCGAGUGUCGCGUUAGUGGUGAUCAACCAUCAUGCUCAUGUUUGCCUAAUUACAUUGGAGCCCCACCUAAUUGUCGCCCAGAGUGUGUGGUUAACACCGAUUGCCCCUCUGAUUUGGCAUGUAUUGCCGAAAAAUGUCGCAAUCCUUGUGAUGGCACUUGUGGAAUUAACUCCGAGUGUCGCAUACAAAAUCACUUAGCUAUUUGUACUUGCCGCUCUGGCUUCACUGGCGAUCCAUUCAGUCAGUGUAUUGAAAUUAUUGAAGAAAAGACUCAGACUCCAGUAGAAAUGGAUCCAUGUGCUUUGCAGCCUUGUGGUGCAAACGCUGAAUGUCAACCAGGUGGUGUCUGUGUCUGUUUAAGAGACUAUCAAGGAGAUCCCUAUGUGGGUUGUAGACCAGAAUGUACACUGAGCACAGAUUGCUCACCCAACAAAGCCUGUUUAAAUAAGAAAUGCGUUGAUCCCUGUCCUGGAACUUGUGGCCAAAACGCCCAAUGUGAUGUUAGUAAUCAUAUACCCGUUUGUACUUGUCCUAAAGGCUAUACCGGCGAUCCAUUCAUCAAUUGUCGUCAAGUGGUACGCAACGAUUUAGUACCAGUAGAUCCCUGCCAACCCAAUCCAUGCGGUCCUAACAGUAUAUGCCAAGUUUCCACUCAAGGUCCCAGAUGUGCCUGCAAACCCGGUAUGUUGGGCUCACCACCCGCCUGUAAGCCCGAGUGUAUUGUUAGCUCCGAAUGUUCUCUGCAAACAGCAUGCAUCAAUCGCAAAUGCGUGGAUCCUUGUCCAGGAGCCUGUGGUCAAUUCGCAAAAUGUCAAGUUAUCAAUCACAAUCCCAUCUGUACUUGUAAUAAUGGCUACACAGGAGAUCCAUUCAAUCGCUGUUAUGAAGAACCAAAGGUCAUAGAACCUAUACGACCAGUUAAUCCAUGUGUGCCAUCGCCAUGUGGCCCCAACUCAGAAUGCAAGGUUGUGGGCGAUAGUCCAGCCUGUUCAUGCGCUGCUACUUUCUUGGGUACUCCGCCAAAUUGCAGACCCGAAUGUACCAUCAAUCCAGAAUGUCCUUCAACGAAAGCCUGUAUUCGACAAAAAUGUGAAGAUCCCUGUGUGGGUUCAUGCGGCUUUAAUGCUCGUUGCUCUGUUGCCAACCAUAUGCCAAUCUGCAGCUGCGAAGUCGGUUAUACUGGAGAUCCAUUUACUAGCUGUCAACCAACACCAGAACGCGUAGUCAAUGAACAUAUAACACCCUGUGAACCAAAUCCUUGCGGUUCAAAUGCUGUGUGCCGUGAACAAAAUGGCAUUGGGUCUUGCCAAUGUUUGCCGGAAUACUAUGGAGAUCCGUAUCAAUCGUGUCGACCAGAAUGUAUUCGUAAUUCUGAUUGCCCAACGACUAAAUCGUGUACUCAAAACAAAUGUAGAGAUCCUUGCCCCGGUACAUGUGCUUCGAAUGCUAUAUGCUCUGUAGCCAAUCAUAUUCCCACCUGCUCUUGUCUGCCAGGUUAUAUAGGAGAUCCUUAUAGAUAUUGCCAAAGAGAGCCAGAGAAACCCGUUCGUCUGCAAGAACCUACAAAUCCAUGUGUUCCGUCACCUUGCGGUCCUAACUCUCAGUGUCGUGAAUUAAAUGGCCAGGCUAUAUGUUCUUGUUUGGAGAAUUAUAUAGGCUUGCCUCCUUCCUGUAGACCAGAAUGUGUAUUGAGUACUGAGUGCCCUGCUGAUAAGGCCUGCAUUAAUCAAAAAUGUCAGGAUCCUUGUCCAGGAACAUGUGGUCUCAAUGCUGAGUGUAGAGUACGUAAUCACAGUCCGCUUUGCCAAUGUAGACCUAGAUUCACAGGCGAUGCUUUUACUAGAUGUUAUCCCAUACCACCUCCUGUUCCUGUAAUUAAACAAAUUGAAAGAGAUCCUUGUGUGCCUUCGCCGUGUGGCCUUAACUCACAGUGUCGCAAUAUUAAUGGCGUACCAUCGUGUUCUUGUUUGGAAACAUAUAUAGGAGCUCCUCCCAACUGUCGGCCGGAGUGCUCUAUAAGUUCAGAGUGUGCUUCAGAUAAGGCUUGUAUACGUGAGAAAUGUAUGGAUCCGUGUCCAGGUUCUUGUGGUUUUUCAGCCGUUUGCAGUGUCAUCAAUCAUACUCCUAUAUGUACUUGUCCCGAAGGUUAUACCGGUGAUCCUUUCAGUUCAUGUAGACCAGCACCACCAGCUGAGAUCUAUAAUGAACCCUCCGAUCCUUGUCGUCCAUCACCUUGUGGUGCCAAUGCUUUAUGCAAUAAUGGUAUUUGUUCUUGUCUGCCCGAGUACCAUGGAGAUCCUUAUUCUGGUUGCCGACCAGAAUGUGUUUUAAAUUCGGAUUGUCCUCGUGAUAAAGCAUGCUCUCGCAGUAAAUGUAUUAACCCCUGUCCUGGAACUUGCGGUGAUAAUGCCAUUUGUGAUGUUAUCAAUCAUAUACCAAUGUGCAGAUGUCCGGAAGGCACUCAAGGUAGUGCUUUCAUUAGAUGCACCCCUCAACAAAAAUUAAUUACAGCAUCGAAACCCUGCCAACCCUCACCAUGUGGACCCAAUUCCCAAUGCCGUGAAAUAAAUCAACAGCCGGUUUGUUCUUGUAUACAAGGUUUUAUAGGUUCUCCGCCUACUUGUCGACCAGAAUGUACCUCGAACUCAGAAUGCGCACCUAUGCAGGCGUGUCUUAAUCAAAAAUGUCGCGAUCCCUGUCCUGGCACCUGUGGUGUUAGUGCCGUCUGCUCUGUAGUGAAUCACAGUCCUUUCUGUACCUGUCCCAAUGAUUUUACGGGUAAUCCGUUUGUUAGGUGUCAGCGUAUAAUUAAACCUGUAAGCGAUGUGGUACCUCAGGAUCCAUGUCGCCCAUCUCCUUGUGGACCGUUUUCACGCUGCAAACCAAUUGGACAAUCUCCAUCUUGCUCUUGUAUGGAAUCAUAUAUAGGAAGACCUCCGAACUGUCGUCCCGAAUGUGUAACUAGUUCAGAUUGUGCCAGCAAUUUGGCUUGUGUUAAUCAGAAAUGUGUAGAUCCAUGUCCCGGAAGAUGUGGCUUAAAUGCCGAAUGUCGUGUAGUUAGUCAUGCUGUACAAUGUGUUUGUGUGGUCGGCUACACCGGAGAUCCAUUCGUACAAUGUAGCCCUCCUAUUGAAAGGGAUAUUAUAGAAGUUCUUACCCCUUGCAAUCCCUCACCUUGCGGUCCAAAUGCUAUAUGUAGAGAACGUAAUGGCGCCGGAUCAUGCCAAUGUUUACCAGAUUAUCACGGCAAUCCCUAUGAGGGCUGCCGACCAGAAUGUGUACUUAACUCAGAUUGCCCCUCAAACAAAGCAUGUCAACAACAGAAAUGUCAAGAUCCAUGUCCCGGAACUUGUGGACAAAAUGCCGAAUGCCAGGUGGUUAAUCAUUUGCCUACGUGUAAUUGUUUCUCCGGUUACACAGGGGAUCCGUAUCGCCUUUGCAUCCAGCCAGUUGAACCUAUACGUAUGGAAUAUGUUAAUCCAUGCCAGCCUUCUCCGUGUGGUCCCAAUAGUCAGUGUCGUGAGGUUAAUGAACAAGCCGUUUGUUCUUGCUUACCAGAAUUUAUAGGUCAACCUCCUUCCUGCAGACCUGAAUGCACCAUAUCAUCAGAAUGUUCCGGUGAUAAGGCUUGCAUUAAUCAGAAAUGUGUAAAUCCAUGUGAUAGCUCACCUUGUGGUCAAAAUGCAGAAUGUAGGGUUCGAAAUCAUAGUCCAUUAUGUUCUUGUAAUCGCGGUUAUACUGGAGAUGCUUUCAUCAGAUGUUAUCCUAUACCACCUCCUCCCCCUGAAGUACAACGGGAGGAGAUUAGAGAUCCUUGUGUUCCUUCGCCAUGUGGUCCAAACUCGGAAUGUCGCAAUUCCAAUGGCGUUUCUGCGUGUUCUUGUUUGGCAAAUUAUAUAGGUCAGCCUCCGAAUUGUAGACCAGAAUGUACGAUAAACUCAGAAUGUCCUAGCCAACAGGCAUGUAUCAAUCAGAAAUGUAGAGAUCCAUGUCCAGGAGCAUGUGGUAUUAAUUCCAUUUGCCGUGUUAUAAACCAUAAUCCAUCGUGUGCCUGUAUUGAAGGCUAUAUAGGCAAUCCAUUCACUAGUUGUUCACCCAAACCACCAGAACCUACUACUCCUCCACCUUUGGAUGAUCCUUGUACUCCCUCGCCUUGCGGUCCCAAUGCAGUCUGCAGUAACGGUCAAUGUACUUGUAUACCCGAGUACCUAGGAGACCCUUAUGUAGAAUGUAGACCAGAAUGCGUUCUCAACUCGGAAUGUCCUCGCAAUAAAGCCUGUAUACGUAAUAAAUGUGUGGACCCAUGCCCCGGAACCUGUGCAGCAAAUGCAAUAUGUGAGGUUCACAAUCAUGUUCCUAUGUGCCAUUGUCCCGAAAAAAUGACGGGAAAUGCUUUCUUCGAAUGUCCCCCAGUGCCAACAAAUCCUUGUCAGCCUUCACCCUGUGGACCCAACAGCCAAUGUCGCGUGGUCCAAGGUACAGCUGUAUGCUCUUGUCUUUCUGAUUUUAUAGGUAGUCCACCACAGUGUAGACCUGAAUGUACAACAAACUCCGAUUGUCCUCCAGAUCAGGCUUGUCAAAAUAUGAAAUGUAGAGAUCCUUGUCCAGGAACUUGUGGCUUCAAUGCUGAUUGUAAUGUAGUAAAUCAUACACCAUACUGUAGGUGUCGCAAUCGUAUGACUGGCGAUCCAUUUGUAAGAUGUCAAGAAAUUGUAGAGCCCAUAAGAGAUGAGAAAAUUCCAACUAAUCCAUGCCAACCAUCGCCAUGUGGUCCUAACUCGGAAUGUCGCGUUAAUGGAGAUUCUCCCACAUGCUCUUGUUUACCUGAUUUUAUCGGUUCGCCCCCACAAUGUCGACCAGAAUGUAUUUCCAACUCAGAAUGUAGUACAAAUAAGGCAUGUAUUAAUCAGAAAUGCCAAGACCCUUGUCCAGGAUUGUGUGGACAGAACGCGCUUUGUCGGGUAUUCUCACAUACACCCAUGUGCUUGUGUAACGACGGCUUUACUGGGGACCCAUUCUCCGUGUGCAGUCCGGUGCAACAGACACCAGUGGAGGAAGUGAGACCAUGCGUCCCCAAUCCUUGUGGUGUUAAUGCCAAAUGUAUUGAACGUGGAGAUGCAGGAUCUUGUCAAUGUUUGCCAGAGUAUUUUGGAAAUCCUUAUGAGGGCUGUCGUCCCGAAUGUGUAUUGAAUUCAGACUGUGCUUCAAAUAGAGCUUGUCAAAAUCAGAAAUGUGUCGACCCUUGUCCAGGAACCUGUGGCCAAAAUGCAGAAUGUAAGGUUAUUAAUCAUUUGCCAUCGUGUAAUUGUUUACCUGAUUACACAGGAGAUCCGUAUAAUUUCUGUUCCGUCCUUCGAAAUGAGCGUAAGCCUUCGACAUUUUUCUUGGUGAAUUUCUUUAACAAUCAUUUAAUUUUAGCUGUUCGUGAAUACGUUAAUCCUUGCCAACCUUCACCAUGUGGUCCUAAUUCACAAUGCAGAGAGGCGAAUGGUCAACCUGUUUGCUCUUGUCUGAUAGAUUAUAUAGGUUCACCACCGGCUUGUAGGCCAGAGUGUACAUCUAGUUCUGAGUGCCCUUCGGAUAAGGCCUGUGUUAAUCGAAAAUGUGUAGAUCCCUGUCCUGGUGUUUGUGGUCAAAACGCCGUGUGUCAAGUACGUAAUCAUAGUCCAAUAUGCAGCUGCAACAAUGGCUUCACUGGUGAUGCUUUCGUUCGUUGUUUCCGUAUACCACCACAAAGAGCCGAACCUACACCACAAACGCCAAGAGAUCCUUGUGUCCCUUCACCCUGUGGCCCAAAUUCGCAAUGUCGUGAUGUUGGCGGUUCGCCAUCGUGUUCCUGUUUACCAAACUAUUUGGGUUCACCACCUUCGUGCAGACCUGAAUGUACUAUCAAUUCGGAGUGUGGCUCCCAAGAGGCAUGUAUUAAUCAAAAAUGUCGCGAUCCUUGCCCAGGAUCAUGUGGAAUUAACACAUUAUGUUUUGUUCGUGCUCAUACACCCAUAUGUACGUGUCAAUCUGGUUUUACCGGAGAUCCAUUCGUCGUUUGUAAUCCAAUACCACCACCACCUGCCAAAACUGAAGUCAUUGCUGACGAUCCCUGUAACCCAUCUCCUUGUGGUGCCAAUGCAAACUGCAACAAUGGCCAAUGUUCUUGUCUACCUGAGUACAAUGGUGAUCCUUAUACUGGUUGUAGACCAGAAUGUGUUUUGCAUACAGAUUGUGCACGAGAUAGGGCCUGUGUUAGGCAUAAAUGUGUAGAUCCUUGUAUAGGAACAUGCGCAUCGAAUGCUAUUUGCGAAGUAAUCAAUCAUAUACCAAAUUGUAGAUGCCCUGAGAACAUGGAGGGCAAUGCUUUCACCCUGUGCUCUCUCAUUCCAAAACAAGAUUUACCCAUACAUCCUUGCCAACCUUCACCCUGUGGUCCCAAUUCACAGUGCAGAGAAGUCAACCAGCAGGCUGUGUGUUCAUGCAUAGAAGGUUUCAUGGGAAGUCCACCGCUAUGCAGACCAGAAUGUACAUCUAAUACAGAAUGUGCUUUGAAUUUGGCUUGCUUAAAUCAGAAAUGUAGCGAUCCUUGUCCUGGUGUAUGUGGUCGCAAUGCCUUGUGCCAUGUCAACAACCAUAGUCCGUAUUGUAGAUGUCCAGAUAGGUACGACGGUAAUCCAUUUGUUAGCUGUCAACCAAGACUAGAAUCACCCUCGCCACCUGUAAGACAACCUUGCCAACCUUCACCUUGUGGAUCAUACUCUCAAUGUCGCGAAGUAGGCGAUAGUCCAUCAUGUUCGUGCCUGCCUGAUUACGUGGGUGCACCGCCAAAUUGUAGACCCGAAUGUGUUACUAGUUCAGAAUGUCCUUCGAAUCAAGCUUGCAUUAAUCAAAAGUGUAAAGAUCCCUGUCCUGGUCUCUGUGGGGCUGAAGCUGAGUGUCGUGUUAUUUCUCAUACACCCAGUUGCUAUUGUCCACAGGGCUAUGAAGGCGAUCCCUUCUUACAAUGUACUAGGAAACAGGUAGCGCCACAGUUGGAUCAUGUUGAUCCUUGCAAUCCCAGUCCUUGUGGCCAAAAUGCGCGUUGUGUUGCUAGAAAUGAUGCGGGCUCAUGUCAAUGCUUCCCCGAAUAUUUCGGCAAUCCUUAUGAAGGUUGUCGUCCUGAAUGUGUGCUGGACUCUGAUUGUGCCAGCAAUUUGGCCUGUCAAAAUAUGAAAUGUCGGGACCCAUGUCCAGGAACAUGUGGCCAAAAUGCCAUAUGUAAUGUUCUCAAUCAUGUACCAAGAUGUUCCUGUAUAACCGGUUAUGAGGGAGAUCCUUAUCGUUCUUGCUUACCUGUUAAACAACAGUAUGUUAAUCCUUGCCAACCAUCACCAUGUGGACCUAAUUCGCAAUGUCGUGAAAUAAAUGAACAACCCGUUUGUUCAUGCUUACCGGAUUACGUUGGUAGUCCACCGCUUUGUAGGCCUGAAUGUACUCAAUCGUCGGAAUGUGCUUUCGAUAAGGCUUGUGUUAAUCAAAAAUGUGUAGAUCCUUGUCCAGGAACAUGUGGCACUAAUGCCAAUUGCAGAGUUCAUAAUCAUAGUCCAUUGUGUACUUGUAGAUCCGGCUUCACAGGAGAUCCGUUCUACAUUUGUCGUCCCAUACCACCUCAACCUCCAAUACAAGUUCAGAAAACGCCACAAGAUCCGUGUGUACCUUCUCCAUGCGGAUCGAAUUCACAGUGUAGGCGCGUAGGAGAUUCAUUCUCUUGUUCGUGUUUACCAAAUUAUAUAGGUGCGCCUCCUAGUUGUAGACCUGAGUGUGUUAUUAAUGCCGAUUGUCCUAGUAAUCAGGCAUGUAUUAAUGAAAAAUGUCGCGAUCCUUGUGCUGGAGCCUGUGGUUUAGGUGCUCUCUGCGAGGUAAAUAAUCACACACCCAACUGCAGGUGUCCUGCUGGUUUUACUGGAGAUCCAUUCUCUGUUUGCGAAACUGCCCCACCACCACCACCAUCUCCUGUCAAAGACGAUCCCUGCAACCCAUCGCCAUGUGGCCCCAAUGCUCAAUGUAAUAACGGUGUUUGCUCUUGCAUAGCUGAAUAUCAAGGCGACCCUUAUACCGGUUGCCGACCGGAAUGUGUAUUGAAUUCGGAUUGUUCUCGCGAAUUAACUUGCAUACAAAACAAAUGUCGCGAUCCUUGUCCGGGAACUUGUGCCACGAAUGCUUUCUGUCAGGUUAUCAAUCACAUACCAAUGUGCACCUGUCCUGAAGGCAUGGCCGGCAAUGCCUUCGUUUUAUGUUCUCCCAUACCACGUAAAUAUCAAUCGCUUGAAGUACAUGUACCAGAAGUAAAAGUUAACUUUAAUGUUGUCUACAUUUUAGCACCAGUUAAAGGCAAUCCUUGUCAACCAUCACCUUGUGGUCCAAACUCACAAUGUCGUGAAGUAAAUUCACAAGCCGUAUGCUCAUGCUUACCCAAUUAUUUGGGAGUACCUCCGGCGUGUCGUCCAGAAUGUACCGCUAAUCAAGAAUGUCCAGCCAAUUUGGCAUGUGUCAAUCAGAAAUGUGUUGACCCAUGUCCAGGAUCUUGUGGAAGAAAUGCUCAAUGUUCUACAGUUAAUCACAACCCAUUCUGCACCUGCUUACCUCGUUACACAGGAAAUCCGUUUGUAGCCUGUCAACCCAUCAUAGAACCACCACCACAAGACACACAGCCUCAGGAUCCUUGCCGACCAUCACCAUGUGGCCCUAAUUCUCAAUGCAGAGCGGUUGGUGAUACUCCAUCUUGCUCGUGCCUAGAUGGUUUCGUAGGCUCAGCUCCAUACUGUAGACCCGAAUGUGUAUCCAACUCUGAGUGUCCAACCAACAUGGCCUGUAUUAAUCAAAAGUGUAAAGAUCCUUGCAUAGGACUAUGUGGUUCUUCGGCCAUAUGUCGUGUAGUUUCACAUACUCCUAUGUGUACAUGUCAAACUGGUUUCACGGGAGAUCCAUUUACUUUGUGCUCUCCUAUACCAGUUCGAAUACAAGAGGAACCUUUACAACCAUGCAAUCCUUCGCCAUGUGGUGCAAAUGCUCAGUGUACAGAACGCAAUGGUGCAGGAGCUUGUCAAUGUUUGCCUGAAUUCUUUGGAAAUCCUUAUGAAGGCUGCAGGCCUGAAUGUGUUUUGAAUUCAGAUUGUCCCACCAACAAAGCCUGCCACAACCAGAAAUGCCGUGAUCCCUGCCCAGGUACUUGCGGCAAUAAUGCGGAAUGUUCGGUAUUAAAUCAUGUACCCAACUGUAAUUGCUUUAUUGGUUAUAUUGGAGAUCCUUACAGUUAUUGUUCCAAACCCCAAGAACCCAUACGUCAAGAAUAUGUUAAUCCCUGUCAACCUUCGCCAUGUGGUCCCAACUCGCAAUGUCGUGAAAUCAAUGAACAGACCGUGUGCUCAUGUCUUCCCGAAUUUAUAGGCGUAGCACCAGCAUGUCGCCCUGAAUGCACUACAAACAAUGAAUGUCCUUCGGAUAAGGCAUGUAUAAAUCGUAAGUGUUCAGACCCUUGCCCUGGAGUUUGUGGUCAGAAUGCUGAAUGUCAAGUUCGAAAUCACAAUCCAUUAUGUUUAUGUCGUCCUGGUUUGAUUGGUGAUGCAUUUGUGCGCUGUUACCCACAACCAUCUCCGCUACCCCCUGUUAAAGAUGUUCAGAUUUAUCGUGAUCCAUGUGCACCAUCACCUUGUGGACCAUUUUCGCAAUGCCGCAAUCAAUAUGAAACGCCUUCUUGCAUGUGUCUGCCCAAUUAUAUAGGCUCACCUCCGAACUGUAGACCCGAAUGUUCAAUUAACGCUGACUGUCCUUCUAGCCAAGCAUGUAUUAAUGAGAAGUGUCGCGAUCCCUGUCCUGGAGCGUGUGGUAUUAACACCGAAUGUACAGUCAUUAAUCAUAUACCUAAUUGCAAAUGUCAAUUGGGAUAUGUGGGUGAUGCCUUCGUGGUCUGUCAACCAGCACCUCCUCCAGCAAAAAUUGUAAAAGAUGAACCACGGGACCCAUGCUAUCCCAAUCCUUGUGGUUCCAAUGCAGUUUGUUCUGGUGAAGGCGUAUGUUCUUGUUUGGCAGAUUACCAAGGCGAUCCCUAUGUGGCUUGCAAGCCAGAAUGUGUACUUAACUCGGAAUGUCCGAGUAAUCAAGCUUGCAUAAAUCAAAGAUGUCGCGAUCCUUGUCCUGGCACAUGUGCCACUAACGCCAUAUGCGAAGUACGAAAUCACAUACCAAUGUGUCAUUGUCCUGAUCGCAUGACUGGUAACGCAUUUGUAAACUGCCAACCCGUACAGCAAAGUAGGUUAAAUUUAAUAAAUCCUGACGUGUAUCGCAACCCCUGUCAACCUUCUCCGUGUGGACCCAAUUCGCAAUGUCGUGAAAUAAAUAAUCAAGCUGUGUGCUCAUGUCUACCAAACUUCUUAGGCUCUCCUCCUAGCUGUCGCCCAGAAUGCACCACCAAUUCAGAAUGUCCAGCUAAUCUAGCCUGUCAAAAUCAAAAGUGUAUUGAUCCUUGUCCGGGAACAUGUGGAAGGUUUGCCCUCUGCAAUGUUGUUAAUCACAGUCCAUUCUGUACUUGUGUUCAAGGUUACACCGGAAAUCCAUUCAUACAGUGUUUAAUGAAAACAGUUGAACCUCAACGAGACGUAGAAACUUUGAAUCCGUGCCAACCAUCACCAUGUGGUCCAAAUAGUAUUUGCAAAGCCAUAGGAACCACUCCAUCGUGUUCAUGUAUACCAGAGUUUGUGGGACAACCACCAAAUUGUCGGCCAGAAUGUGUAACGAACUCGGAAUGUCCAUCGCAUCAAGUAUGCUCUAAUCAAAAAUGCAAAGAUCCAUGUCCUGGUUUAUGUGGUCAAAGUGCGCUUUGUCGAGUUUAUAGCCACACGCCAAUGUGUUACUGCGAGAAUGGCUACACCGGUGAUCCGUUUGUUGCCUGUCUCCCUGUACCUCAACAGAGCCCUAUUGAAACUGUCGAUCCUUGUAACCCUUCACCUUGUGGACCUUAUGCUGAAUGUCGUCAACAAAAUGGUGUGGGAUCUUGUCAAUGCCUACCAGAAUAUUUCGGCAAUCCAUAUGAAGGUUGUCGACCGGAAUGUGUAGUCGAUUCCGAUUGUCCUUCGAAUAGAGCAUGUGUAAAUGAGAAAUGUAAAGAUCCCUGCCCUGGUACUUGCGGUCUCAAUGCUGAAUGCUUUGUUCGGAACCAUCAGGCAACUUGUAACUGUUUAUACGGUUAUCAAGGAGAUCCAUAUCGUUAUUGUGCAAAGGAGGAAAAACGUAAGAACAUCAAUCAAUAUGUGCCUAACAAAGUAUAUAAUAUUGUCAUUCCACCUUUAGAAAUUAUUCGUGAAUAUGUUAAUCCCUGCCAACCAUCUCCUUGUGGCCCCAAUUCACAAUGUAAGGAGGUCAAUGAACAAGCUGUUUGUUCUUGUUUACCUGAAUAUGUAGGAGCUCCUCCUACUUGUAGACCCGAAUGUACAUCAAGUUCAGAAUGCCCCACGGAUAUGGCAUGCAUUAAUCAAAAAUGUAAAGAUCCUUGUCCAGGUGUCUGCGGCUUGCAGACCUUGUGCAAUGUUCGUAAUCAUGUGCCUUUAUGCAGUUGUCAAAUUGGUUAUACUGGAGAUCCCUUCACACGUUGUUAUCCCAUACCUCCAAACCCACCUGUAGUGUACGCUGAACCUAUACGCGAUCCAUGUGUCCCUUCACCUUGUGGCGCUAAUGCACAAUGUCAAAACAGAAAUGGUCAGGCAUCAUGUUCAUGUCUUCCUAACUUCUUUGGAGCUCCUCCUAGCUGUCGUCCAGAAUGUUCCACAAAUUCAGAGUGUCCUCUAAAUAUGGCAUGCAUUAAUAUGCAUUGCAUAGAUCCUUGUCCUGGAUCAUGUGCAUACAAUGCCUUAUGUACUGUUCAAAAUCACAUACCUAGUUGUCAUUGUCCCGAAGGUUAUGCUGGGGAUCCAUUUACUGUCUGUCAAUUAGCACCAACACGUAAGCCAAAACCCAUUGUAAAAGAUGACCCUUGUAAUCCUUCACCGUGUGGUACAAAUGCUCUGUGCAAUAAUGGUCAGUGUUCGUGCGUACCCGAAUAUCAUGGCGAUCCUUAUGUAGCUUGUCGACCCGAAUGUGUUCUAAAUACAGAAUGCUCACAUAAUAAGGCAUGUAUUCGUAAUAAAUGCGUGGACCCUUGUCCAGGCACUUGUGGAAAUAAUGCUUUAUGUGAUGUUUACAAUCACGUACCAAUGUGUCGCUGUCCUGAAGGAAUGACUGGAAAUGCCUUUGUUCAAUGUGAUGUUGAACCAAUGCCAAUCGAAACAAAUCCAUGCCAGCCUUCGCCUUGCGGACCGAAUAGUCGUUGUAGAGUUCAUCAAAAUACAGCAGUAUGUUCCUGUAUUGAAAGUUAUAUUGGAAACCCACCAUCUUGUAGACCGGAAUGUACUAUCAAUUCGGACUGUGCACCACAAAUGUCUUGUCAAAAUCUCAAAUGUGUGGAUCCCUGUCCGGGAUCAUGCGGUUUGAAUGCAAUGUGUCAUGUAGUUAACCAUGCUCCAAUUUGUACUUGUCCAAUACGCUUUUCUGGAAAUCCUUUCGUAAGCUGCCAACCUACAGUAGAACCACCUAGGAAAUUGGAAGAUAAACCAGAUGCAUGUCAGCCGUCUCCAUGUGGUCCUAAUUCCCAAUGCCGUGUUGUCGGAGACUCUCCUUCGUGCUCUUGCUUAGCUGAUUUUACAGGAUCUCCACCUAACUGCCGCCCAGAGUGUGUAGCUAACUCAGAAUGUCCAUCAAACAAAGCAUGCAUUAAUCAAAAAUGUAAAGAUCCCUGUCCUGGAGUAUGUGGUCAGAAUGCUUUAUGUAAUGUUUUCUCACACACGGCCAUGUGUACUUGCUCAUCUGGCUAUACGGGGGAUCCAUUCACAGGAUGCACCAUACCACCGGUGAGACUUACAGAUCAUGUCACUCCUUGUCAACCGAAUCCUUGUGGUUCCAAUGCUGUCUGUCGACAAGAAAACAAUGCCGGAUCGUGUCAAUGUCUAUCGGAAUAUUUUGGAAAUCCCUAUGAGGGCUGCAGACCAGAAUGUGUGUCAAAUUCAGACUGCUCUUCGAAUAAAGCCUGCGUUAAUCAAAAAUGUCGCGAUCCAUGCCCAGGUGUAUGUGGCUUAAAUGCUAUCUGUAGUGUAGUGAAUCAUUUACCAACUUGUCAGUGUAUGCCAGAAUAUAUAGGAGAUCCUUAUCAGUAUUGCCAAAUACCAGAAAAACCAAUUAUUAAAGAAUAUGUGAAUCCUUGCCAACCUUCGCCUUGUGGACCCAACUCUCAAUGUCGUGAAGCUAAUGGUCAAGCAGUUUGCUCUUGUUUGCCCGAUUACAUGGGAGUACCUCCCACUUGCCGUCCAGAAUGCACUACAAAUUCGGAAUGCUCAUUCGACAAAGCCUGUGUAAAUCGUAAAUGUGUAGACCCUUGUCCCGGAUCAUGUGGUAGUAAUGCUGACUGUCGUGUAGUUAGCCAUUCACCUAUAUGUACAUGUAGGAAUGGCUUUACUGGCAAUGCAUUUACGCGCUGUUAUCCCAUUCCACCUACACCUUCACCAAUACCACAAAAGGAUGUUUCACCUAAUCCUUGUUUGCCGUCUCCAUGUGGACAAUUUGCCGAGUGUCGUGACGUAGGAGGUUCAUCUUCUUGUUCCUGUUUACCAACAUACAGAGGAUCACCACCUAAUUGUAGACCUGAAUGUACUAUAAAUUCGGAUUGUCCCAGUUCAUUGGCCUGUAUAAAUCAGAAAUGCCAAGACCCCUGUCCCGGAGCUUGUGGCUUUAGUGCCGAAUGCCAUGUCGUUAAUCACACUCCCAUAUGCCAAUGCAUUCAAGGUUUGAUAGGAGAUCCAUUUGUUAGUUGUCGUCAACCACCAGUAGAACCAAUAAAAACACCUCCUUCCAAUGAAGAUCCAUGCAAUCCGUCACCUUGUGGAGUUAAUGCGAUAUGUCGCAACGGUGAUUGUUCAUGUUUACCGGAAUACCAAGGAAAUCCCUUGAUUGGUUGCAGACCUGAAUGUGUUCUUAGUUCCGAUUGUCCUACGAAUAGGGCUUGUAUUAAUCAGAAAUGUCAAGAUCCUUGCCCUGGUACGUGUGCUUCCAACGCCAUUUGUGAAGUUCAUCAACAUGUGCCCAUGUGUCAUUGUCCCGAGGGUAUGAUUGGCAAUGCAUUUACCCAAUGUGAGCCCAUACCACCUGUUAGAUUAAGCCAACCUUGCCAACCAUCACCGUGCGGUCAAAACGCUCAAUGUCGUGUUUUAAAUGACCAGGCUGUCUGCUCUUGUUUGCCAAAUUAUAUAGGAGCACCACCUACAUGUAGACCGGAAUGUACAAACAACAAUGAAUGUGCCUUGAAUAAGGCUUGCUUGCAACAGAAAUGUAAAGAUCCUUGCCCUGGGGCAUGCGGAUCUAAUACCGAAUGUUCGGUACACAAUCACAGUCCCAUUUGUCGUUGUAUAAGUGGAUUCAAUGGUAAUCCAUUUAUCGGCUGUCAACCAAUAAGAAUUGUUCCCCAACUUGAUACUCCCAAAUACAAAGAUCCUUGCCGACCAUCCCCUUGUGGUCCCAACUCAGAAUGUCGAGCAAUUGGCGAAAGUCCUUCAUGCUCGUGCUUGAAAGACUUUAUAGGUUCCCCACCAAAUUGCAGACCGGAAUGUGUAACGAACUCGGAGUGUCCCUCAGCAGAGGCUUGUAUUAAUCAACAUUGUCGUGAUCCUUGUCCCGGAGUAUGUGGCUCUAAUGCCGAAUGCCGUGUCAUUAAUCAUACGCCUAUGUGUUAUUGCCCUAGCGGUUACUCAGGAGAUCCCUUCUCAGUAUGUUUAAUGGUUAAAGAUACUCCUAUAGAAUCAGUACGACCAUGCCAACCCAAUCCUUGUGGUCCAAAUGCUGAGUGUUUAGAACGUAAUGGAGUAGGAGCCUGUCAGUGCUUGCCACAAUUCUUAGGAAAUCCUUACGAAGGCUGCCGACCAGAAUGUGUCAUCAACUCAGAUUGUCCAACGCAUUUGGCUUGUAUGCAAAACAAGUGCAAAGAUCCUUGUCCUGGAACAUGUGGCCGUAACGCCGAAUGCCAUGUACGCAAUCACUUACCCACUUGUACUUGUAUUACCGGUUAUACUGGAGAUCCAUAUUCGUACUGUAAUCUUCAGCCAGAACCGGUAUUUGAUGUUGGCAAUCCUUGUCAACCCUCACCUUGUGGUCCCAACUCAAAAUGUCGCGAAGUAAAAAAUCAAGCUGUAUGCUCAUGUUUGCCUGAAUUUAUUGGACAACCGCCAGCUUGUCGCCCAGAAUGCACCAUAUCUAGUGAAUGUUCAUUUGAUAAGGCUUGCAGUAAUCAGAAAUGUGUUGACCCUUGUCCAGGAACCUGCGGUAUAAAUGCAGAAUGUCGCGUUUUAAAUCACAGUCCCUUAUGUUCUUGUCGCACUGGAUUUACUGGAGAUGCUUUCAUAAGAUGUCUUCCAAUACCUCCAGAACUAAAGGACGCAUAUAGAGAUCCUUGUGUACCAUCGCCAUGUGGUAUUAAUGGCCACUGCAGAGUUGUAAAUCAACAAGCCUCCUGUUCUUGUGUAACUGGUUAUAUAGGCUCCCCACCGAAUUGUCGACCGGAAUGUACUAUCAAUGCCGAUUGUCCUUCGAACUUGGCUUGUAUUAAUGAAAAAUGUCGUGACCCUUGCCCCGGUUCGUGUGGUAUUUCAGCCCUAUGCUCGGUGGUAACACACACUCCCAUAUGUUCUUGCCCUGCAGACUUUAUGGGAGACCCCUUCACCGCGUGUCUACCAAAGCCAGCCUCUCAAGAUCCAAUUGUACCAAAAGACCCUUGUCACCCUUCGCCCUGUGGUUCAAAUGCUGUUUGUAAUAACGGCCAGUGUACAUGUCUGCCGGAAUAUCAGGGAAAUCCAUAUGUUGGAUGUAGGCCGGAAUGUGUUUUAAAUACCGAUUGUCAACGUGAUAAGGCAUGCAUACGCAAUAAAUGUAAAGAUCCUUGCCCUGGAACUUGUGGUAUUGGAGCUUUGUGCGAAACUUACAAUCAUGUGCCAAUGUGUCGUUGUACUCCAGACAUGACUGGUAAUGCGUUUGUGCAAUGUGUAGCCAUAGAAACUCCGGUUCUCAAAACACCUAAGCAUCCAUGUCAGCCAACUCCAUGUGGUCCAAAUUCGCAAUGCCGGGAACAAAACGAACAAGCUGUCUGCUCCUGUUUGCCAAAUUAUCUAGGUUCUCCCCCUGAUUGCCGUCCUGAGUGUUCCAUAAACUCCGAUUGUCCACCUCAUUUGGCAUGUGUUAAUCAAAAAUGCCGAGAUCCUUGCCCUGGUUCUUGUGGACUAAGAGCUGAAUGCAAUGUCGUUAACCAUACGCCUUAUUGCAAAUGUCCACCGGGUUAUACUGGAAAUGCAUUCGUUAUGUGUCAAAUUCUACCUCAACCACCAGUCAAGAUACAACAAGAGCCCAUCAAUCCUUGCAUACCAUCACCAUGUGGACCCAACUCAGAGUGCAAGGUUGAUCGAGGUUCUGCUUCAUGUUCCUGUCUACCGAUUUACAUAGGAUCGCCACCUAACUGCCGACCGGAGUGUAUAAGUUCAUCGGAAUGUGUAAGCAAUUUAGCUUGCAUUAAUAUGAAAUGUCAAGAUCCAUGUCCUGGAGUCUGUGGCAAAUCAGCUGUCUGUCAUGUUGUUAGUCAUACUCCCUCAUGCACUUGCGUUAGCGGUUAUAUAGGUGAUCCAUUCACAUUAUGUUAUCCACCACCACAAAUUGAAAGGGAGCAAAUUAAUCCUUGCUCACCAAGUCCUUGUGGAGGCAAUGCCAAGUGCCGCGAACUUAAUGGAGCUGGUUCAUGUCAAUGUCUGCCAGAUUAUUAUGGAAAUCCUUAUGAAGUUUGUCGCCCCGAAUGUGUAGUGAAUACAGAUUGUCCCGCUAACAAAGCUUGUCAAAAUCAGAAAUGCCGUGAUCCAUGUCCCGGAGUUUGUGGUCAAAAUGCCAUGUGUAAUGUCAUCAAUCAUUUGCCAGCCUGUUCAUGCUUUGAUGGCUAUACUGGAGAUCCAUAUAGUUAUUGCAAUGUUAUUAGAGAACCUAUACGUGAAUAUGUCAAUCCUUGUCAACCCUCACCAUGUGGUCCCAAUUCACAAUGUCGCGAAGUGAAUGAGCAAGCAAUAUGCUCCUGCUUACCUGAGUAUAUUGGCUCUUCACCGAAUUGUAGACCAGAGUGCACAGUAAAUUCAGAGUGUCCUGCGAUAAAGGCUUGUGUCAAUAAAAAAUGUCAGGAUCCUUGUGUCAACGUAUGUGGCUUAAAUGCGGAAUGCCGUGUUAUGAACCACUCCCCCAUUUGUAGAUGUAGUCCCGGUUAUACCGGAGAUGCAUUUUCUAGGUGUUCGGCCAUACCUGCGUUACCACCACCACUUAGGGAACCCUACAGGGAUCCGUGUGUACCAUCACCUUGUGGACAAUAUGCUCAAUGUAGAGUGGUUAAUGACAAUCAACCUACUUGUAGCUGUCAGUCCACAUACAUUGGUUCUCCGCCCAACUGUCGUCCAGAAUGUAUUAUUAAUUCUGAUUGUCCUAGUCACCAAGCAUGUAUAAAUGAGCGUUGUAAAGAUCCCUGUCCCGGUUCAUGUGGUCUUAAUGCUUUGUGUUCUGUACUUAAUCAUAUACCGUCCUGUAAUUGUCCGGAAGGUUAUUCGGGCGAUCCUUUCUCACGCUGUGUACCCAAGACCUCAGCUUUACCACCUCCUUCGCCAACAGCCGAUGAUCCCUGUCAGCCUUCACCUUGUGGCCCCAACAGCGAAUGCCAGAAUGGCAUAUGCUCUUGUCUGCUAGAUUACCAAGGUGAUCCAUACCGCGGUUGUAGACCAGAAUGUAUUUUGAACUCGGAGUGUUCUCGUGAUAAGGCUUGUAUAAAUCAAAAAUGUCGCGACCCAUGUCCAGGAACCUGCGCCCCUAAUGCUAUUUGUGAAGUCCAUAAUCAUGUGCCUAUGUGCCAUUGUAAUGAUGUCAUGGAAGGCGAUGCUUUCAUAAUGUGUAGACCCAAACAAAAACAUCCACCUCAGAAUCCUUGUAUUAAAUCUCCUUGUGGUCCUAACUCCCAAUGCCGCGAAGCAAAUGGAGUAGCUUCGUGUUCAUGUCUACCAGACAUGUUAGGCUCACCUCCCUCUUGUCGACCCGAAUGUAUUACAAACUCCGAGUGUCCCUCCAAUAGAGCCUGCUCAAAUAGGAAAUGUCAGGAUCCUUGUCCUGGAAGUUGCGGAUAUCAGGCUUUAUGUCACGUUGUCAGCCAUAAUCCUUUAUGUUCUUGCCCAUCCGGCUAUACUGGCAGUCCGUUUGUCGCGUGCCAACCUAUAUUAAGUAUGAUUUGUUUUAUUCAACCCCAACUCGACAUCGUACCACAAAACCCUUGCAUCCCUUCACCAUGCGGACCUUAUUCUCAAUGCGAAAAUGUUCAAGGAGUAGCUUCUUGUAAAUGCUUGCCUAAUUACAUAGGAAGUGCUCCUUAUUGUCGCCCAGAAUGUGUGUCUAAUUCGGAAUGUCAUUCAAAUAUGGCCUGUAUUAAUGAGAAAUGUCGAGAUCCAUGUCCCGGAUUGUGUGGCAAUAAUGCUGAGUGCAGAACUGUAAAUCACAUUGCUAUGUGUGUAUGUGUUCACGGUUAUAUAGGUGACCCUUUCACAAACUGCCAUGUGGAUGUACCGCAAAAGCCUUAUGUUCCACCUCGACCACCUUCAAUUCCUCAACAACAUAUACCAUUCCGUGAACAUAUUACACCAUGUGAACCUAAUCCUUGUGGAUCUAAUGCAGAGUGUCGCACACAUAACAAUGCUGGAUCUUGUGUCUGUUUACCCAACUACUUUGGUAAUCCCUAUGAAGGUUGCAGACCUGAAUGCGUUUUAAAUUCCGAUUGUCCUUCUACAAAAGCUUGUAUUCGGACAAAAUGUCAAGAUCCCUGUCCGGGUACUUGUGGCCAAAAUGCUUUGUGUCAUGUUACUAAUCAUUUACCUACAUGUACCUGUUAUACAGGUUACUCUGGUGAUCCUUAUAGUAUUUGUCGUCUCGAAAAGCAGAAAGAACCUGUAAUUUAUGUAAAUCCUUGUCAGCCUACACCGUGCGGUCCCAAUUCUCAGUGUCGCGAAAUAAACCAACAGGCAGUGUGUUCUUGCUUGUCGGAAUAUGUAGGUUCACCGCCCGCAUGUAGACCAGAGUGUACAACCAAUAGCGAAUGUUCUUUGGACAGGGCCUGUAUCAAUAGAAAAUGCGCUGAUCCUUGUCCGGGUACAUGUGGUAUCAAUGCUGAGUGUCGCGUUAUAAAUCAUAAUCCCAUGUGUUCUUGUUUGCCAUCAUUUUCGGGCGAUGCUUUCACUAAAUGUUAUAGCCAACCACCUCCACCACCAGCUCCAACUUCUCCGCCGACGUCAGUAGUUGUCGCUCAAGCAGAACCUAUUAAUCCCUGUUAUCCCUCACCUUGUGGUCAAUACGCUCAGUGCCAUAAUCGCAAUGGCGCUGCUGUUUGUGCCUGUCUACCAAACUUUAUAGGUUCACCUCCGAAUUGUAGACCUGAAUGUGUGAUUAACUCUGAUUGCCCAGCGCAUUUAGCAUGUAUCAACGAGAAAUGCCGUGAUCCUUGCCCUGGCUCUUGUGGCUUCAACGCCUUCUGCAAUGUAAUAAAUCAUAUACCAAACUGUGUUUGCGAAACUGGAACAAUUGGUGAUCCAUUCACUGGAUGCCAUCCACAACCCAUUAUUAAAACUUCACCUCCAAUAAUAAACAAUGAAGAUCCUUGCGUUCCUUCACCCUGCGGAGCAAAUGCCAAAUGCGAAAGAGGUACUUGCUCUUGUCUUUCGGAAUAUCAUGGCGAUCCAUAUGUGGGAUGCAGACCAGAAUGCGUUCUGAACAGCGACUGCUCUAGAGAUCGCGCAUGUAUUAAUCAAAAAUGUCAUGAUCCUUGCCCAGGAACAUGUGGCCAAAAUGCUGAAUGCAAUGUUAUUAAUCAUACACCAAUGUGUUCAUGUCCUGUCAAAAUGACUGGAAAUGCAUUUAUACGAUGUGAGCCAAUAAGAGAAGAACCCACUCGAAUUGAUGCGCCUCAACCUCCGUUACAAAACCCUUGCCAACCAUCGCCAUGUGGGCCCAACGCACAAUGUAGAAAAAUUAAUCAGCAAGCUGUAUGCAGUUGUAUAACAGGAUUUUUAGGUUCUCCACCCUCAUGCCGUCCCGAAUGUACCACUAAUUCCGAUUGUUCGGCCGAUAGAUAUUGUUUGAAUCAACAGUGUAAGGAUGUAUGUGCCGGUGCUUGUGGUGUAACUGCAGUAUGUCAUCCGUACAAUCAUGCUCCCAUGUGCUCAUGUCCACCCCGAUAUACGGGAAAUCCUUUUGUUAGAUGUUCUCCAAUAGCUUCUCCUCCACCUAAAGCUGAUAUACCUACAAAUCCCUGUCAGCCUUCUCCGUGUGGUCCAUACUCUCAGUGCUCUGUAGAUCCGUCAGAUAACACGGCCAAAUGUUCUUGCUUAGAAGAAUUUGUUGGUCAGCCACCACGUUGUCGACCUGAGUGUAUAACUAGUGCCGAAUGUCCUUCGGACAAAGCCUGCGUUAAUCGUAAAUGUAGUGAUCCUUGUCCGGGUUCAUGUGGUGAUCAGGCAGAAUGUCGUGUUAUAGCCCAUAGUGCAAUGUGUUAUUGUCCUAGCGGUUUUACUGGCGAUCCUUUCUCCCAAUGCGUCCGUCAAAAAGAACCACCAACAGAAGUCGUCGUACCGUGCAGCCCCAGCCCAUGUGGCCCAAAUGCUUUGUGUCGCGUUCAUAAUGACUUGAGUAUUUGCCAAUGUUUACCGGACUAUUAUGGCAAUCCUUAUGAGGCUUGCCGUCCUGAAUGUUUACGCAAUUCAGACUGUGCUGCCAAUAAGGCUUGUCAAAAUCAAAAAUGUCGUGAUCCCUGUCCGGGAACAUGUGGUCAUAAUGCUCAGUGUCAAGUCGUUAAUCAUAUACCCAAUUGUGCCUGCUUGGCAGGUUAUCAGGGUGAUCCUUAUAGGCAAUGUAUUAAGCAGUUGGAUGAACCCAAACCUCCCGUAUAUGUUAACCCAUGCCAACCCUCGCCUUGUGGAGCUAAUGCUCAAUGUCGCGAAGUCAAUGGACAAGCUGUAUGCUCUUGCUUACCCGAAUUUGUUGGCUCUCCUCCAGCUUGUCGACCUGAAUGUGUCGUUAGUUCGGAAUGCCCCUCCGAUAAGGCUUGCAUUAACCAGAAAUGUCAAGAUCCUUGUCCGGGAUCUUGUGGUGUGAAUGCUGAAUGUCAUGUACGUAGCCACAGUCCUCUGUGCUCUUGUAAACCUGGCUAUACUGGAGAAGCUUUCACAAGAUGUCAACUUAUUCCGGAACGUAAACAGGACCAACCACCUGUCGUGCCCGUUAAUCCAUGUAUGCCUUCACCUUGUGGACCAUACUCGCAGUGCAGAGAAGUCAAUGGAGCGGCAUCGUGUAGCUGUUUGCCGAACUACAUUGGAACAGCCCCCAGCUGCCGACCAGAAUGUACCAUCAAUGCCGAAUGUGCCAGUAAUAUGGCUUGUAUUAACGAAAAAUGCCGCGAUCCUUGUCCAGGAUCGUGUGGUUUUGCAGCUUUGUGUAAUGUUAUAAAUCACACACCAAGCUGCUCAUGCCCAGUAGGCUACACUGGUGAUCCAUUUACCAGUUGUAGAGUUUUGCCUCCCCCACCACCAUCAAAACCAAAAGACCCUGUCGACCCAUGUAAUCCUUCACCGUGCGGUUCAAAUUCAGUGUGCCACAAUGGCCAGUGUUCGUGUAUGCCGGAAUACCAUGGUGAUCCUUAUGUAGGCUGUCGUCCGGAAUGUGUACUCAAUUCGGAUUGUGCUCGCAAUCGCGCUUGUGUGCGUAAUAAAUGUAUUGAUCCCUGUCCCGGAACAUGCGGUCGCAAUGCUUUGUGUGAGGUAAAUAAUCAUAUAGCAAUGUGUCGCUGUCCGGAACGUAUGACAGGCAAUGCAUUUGUUUCGUGCGAGCCAAUACGCGAUGAAAUACCCAAGAAUCCUUGUCAGCCCUCACCUUGUGGUCCCAACUCACAAUGCAUAGAACGUAAUGGAAAUGCAAUUUGUUCUUGUAUCACCGGUUACUUGGGUAAUCCACCAAAUUGUCGUUUGGAAUGUUACUCCAGUUCGGACUGUUCACCGAUGCAUGCCUGCAUCAAUAACAAAUGCGUAGAUCCUUGUCCCGGUAAAUGUGGCUUGAAUGCCGAAUGUCAAGCAGUACAGCACAGGGCCCAUUGCGAAUGUUUAAGAGGUUUCGAAGGCAAUCCUUAUUCAGCCUGCUCGAGAAUAGAAAUUCGUCACGAACCUCCUGCCAAACAUAAGGAUCCUUGUUAUCCUUCACCGUGCGGCCCCAAUUCUCAGUGUUCGAAUGUCAAUGACCAGGCAAGAUGUACUUGUUUAGCAGAAUUUAUAGGUACACCACCCAACUGUCGUCCUGAGUGUACCAGUAAUGAUGAUUGUAGUAAUACUUUGGCAUGUAUAAAUCAGAAAUGUCGUGACCCAUGUCCUGGCUCAUGCGGCUUUAAUGCCAAUUGCAUUGUAACGCUACACAUACCUAACUGUCACUGUCCUAAUGGCAUGACUGGUGAUCCCUUCCGCAUGUGUUACGAACGUAAAGAAAUUUUACCUCCCAAGCAUGAAGAACCUAAGAAUCCUUGCCGUCCUUCACCUUGUGGCAGCAAUGCAGAAUGCCGCAUACGAGGAUCUGGCUUUACGUGUGAAUGCGUCAAUGACUAUAUUGGAAAUCCUUACGAAGGCUGUCGUCCCGAAUGUGUAGGCAACUCUGAAUGUCCUGCCAAUCGUGCUUGUAUACGUCAAAAGUGUGCCGAUCCCUGCCCAGGCACAUGCGGCACAGAAGCUGUUUGUUCGAUUAACAAUCAUAUACCAAUUUGCUCAUGCCCGGCUGGCUAUACUGGCAAUGCCUUUGUACAAUGUUCACAUAUUAUAGUCGAGAAUAUUCCAGUGGAAAAAACGGAUCCUUGCUAUCCGACACCAUGUGGCCAAAAUACCAUUUGCAAAGUACAACGAGGUCAAGCUGUAUGCGAAUGCCUGCCUGGUUUCUUCGGAAACCCGUAUGGCCAAGAAUGCAGACCAGAAUGUACACUCAGCUCGGAUUGUGCCAAGAAUAAGGCUUGUGUCAAUAAUAAAUGUGUAGAUCCUUGCCCUGGAGUCUGCGGCUAUGGAGCCGUUUGUCAAACUGUAAAUCACAAUCCAAUUUGUAGCUGUUCCUCAUCGAUGGUGGGUAAUCCAUUCGUCGAAUGCCAUGAAGCACCCAAGCAAUUGGAUCCUCUCGAUCCCUGUAAUCCUUCACCUUGCCGUUCUAAUGGCAUUUGCCGUGUCAUUAACGGUAUUUCCUCAUGUUCGUAUCCGGAAUGUGUCGUCAAUGAAGACUGCUCGAGAGAUAGAUCAUGUGUUAACCAAAAAUGCCGUGAUCCAUGCACUAAUGCCUGUGGCCUUAAUGCCAUUUGCAAUGCCAUUAAUCAUAAGGCUGUCUGUACCUGUCCACCUGGUUACUAUGGUUCUGCCUACAGUCAGUGCUUGCAGCAAAUGGAUGUGGUGCCAGCACCUAGACCCGAAUGUACAACUGACAGCGAUUGCAGCAACGACAAGGCUUGUGUAAAUCAACAAUGUAAGAAUCCUUGUGAACUGGAUAACAUCUGUGGUCAAAACGCCCGCUGCCAUGUUCAGCUGCAUAGACCAUUAUGUGUGUGCAAUGAAGGUUUUACUGGAAAUGCUCUAAACAACUGCUAUUUGAUUGGUUGUCGCUCUGAUGAUGAGUGUCCUGCUACGGAGGCCUGCAUCAACAAACAAUGUACUGAUCCCUGCUUAUACACUCAAUGUGGCGCUCAAGCUGUCUGCCGUUCCGAUUACAAUCAUAAAGCAAGAUGCCACUGUCCCGAUGGCUAUCGUGGAAAUCCUCUUGUACGCUGUGAACGUCCCGAGUGUACUCGAGAUGAUGAGUGUGCCUUUAAUUUGGCCUGUCGCAACGAACACUGCGAAGAUCCUUGCAAUUGCGGCGUUGGAGCUCAAUGUCGAGUCAAUAACCAUCAAGCUCAGUGCAGAUGUCCCCCUGGUUAUGUAGGUAAUCCAGCAGUGCGCUGUGAAAUCGAAGAAACCAAGGUCGCUCCUCAAUGUACUAUGGACUCGGAUUGCAGUAGUAAACUGGCCUGCUUUAGCGGUGAAUGCAAAAACCCUUGCUUAGUCACUAAACCAUGUGGAUCGAAUGCCAUAUGCUCUGUAGUGGAUACCUUACCUCUAAGGACAAUGAUUUGUGAAUGUGAACCCGGUUUUGUGGGUGAUGCUGAUGUUGGCUGUCGCAAAGAACCUGUUCGCGAUCAAGGCUGCCAAUCCAAUGAAGAAUGUCCUUCCACAGAGGCUUGCCGCAAUGGUAACUGUGUCAAUCCUUGCAUUGACGCUUCACCUUGUGCUCGCACAGCUGAAUGUUUGGCUCAGCAGCACAGAGCUGUUUGCACCUGUCCUCAGGGUACACAAGGAGAUCCCUUCACCAACUGUUAUCAACCUCCUGAAAUUUUGGCAGGCUGUGCCCAUGACUCGGAAUGUUCACCAACUACAGCAUGUAUUAACAAACGUUGCCAGGAUCCAUGCGCCGAAGGUAAUCCAUGCGCUGGAAAUGCUGAAUGCAGAGUUUCUAAUAACCGUCCCAUAUGCUCUUGCCCAUCUGGUUGGGGUGGUGAUCCACAAGUUCAAUGUUUCAAACCCGAAUGUAAGAUUAAUGCUGAUUGUCCAUAUGACAAGGCUUGUAUAAAUGAGAACUGUGUUAAUCCUUGCACCUAUGGCAACGUUCGCUGUGGCUUAAAUGCUAAGUGUGAUCCUCAAAAUCAUCAAGCUGUAUGUGUCUGUCCAGCUGGUACCCAAGGUAAUCCCUUCGUAUCCUGUAUAACCGGACAUUGUCAAUACAAUGAGGAUUGUGCCGAUCAUGAGGCUUGCGAUAGAUUGAAUCGUGUUUGCCGUCCCGUAUGUGAUGAAGACACAUGUGCUGUGAACGCCAUCUGCUUGGCAAGACGUCAUCAACCACAAUGUCAAUGUCGGUCAGGUUAUACUGGAAAUCCUUACCAAGACUGUAUACUGCCAAAACAACCACCAGCUGUAACACCAAAACCGGAAUGUACUCAAGACGCAGACUGUCCAUCACAAUUGGCUUGCAUCAACCAGCGAUGUGCCAAUCCCUGUGCCACUCCACAUGUCUGUACACCGCAACAAACCUGCACAGUAUUGGACACUUUACCGCUGCGCACCAUGAUUUGUAAAUGCCCCAGUGAUACCAUAACUGAUACGUCAGGCAACUGUGUUCCCAUCAGACAUGAUAUUGUUGCUGGUUGCCAGCAUAAUCAAGAGUGUGCCAAUACUGAAGUAUGCCAGAGAGGUUCUUGCAUUGAUGCAUGUCGCUUGGAAAGAUGUGGUAUUAAUGCCCAGUGUUUGUCUAGAGACCACUACGCUCAGUGUAUCUGUCCAAAGGGUUAUGCCGGUAAUCCACGUGUCGAGUGUAGAUUUGUGGCCAUUGAGGAACCCAAAACACCUACGGCUGAAUGCAUCAAUAAUGAUGAUUGUCCAAAUGACAAGACGUGCCGUAAUGAACGUUGUGUUAACCCUUGUGCUGACGAAGCCUGCGGUCGUGGAGCUUAUUGUCACGUCCAACAAAGAGAAGCAGUUUGUCGCUGUCCACCUGGAUAUUCUGGUGACGCCAGACAAGUUUGCAUACCACCUCGUGACGUCAUAACUGUAGGAUGCAAGUCCAAUUCAGAUUGUCAACUAACGGAGUCUUGUGUUAAUGACCAAUGUAUAAAUCCUUGCAAUUGUGGCACCAAUGCCGAGUGUCAAGUACGCAAUCAUCAUCCUAUUUGCUAUUGUAAACCUGGUUUCUCCGGUAAUGCCCAAUACGGCUGUAUUCAAAUCGGAUGUCAAUCAGAUGAUGAGUGCUCCACCGACCAACAGUGUGUUAAUCGAGAAUGUGUGAAUCCAUGCUUGAUCAGUGAUCCUUGUGCUUUGAAUGCCGAAUGUUAUGGUCGUAAUCAUAGAGCUACUUGCCGUUGCCCGGUCGGUAUGCAAGGCGAUCCAUUUGUUCGUUGUAUUCGUGUUGAAUGUAAUUCCGAUUAUGAUUGUGCUUCCAACCAAGCGUGUGUGAACAACUUGUGUAUUAACCCUUGCCGCGACCAAGACAAUCCAUGUGCCCAGAAUGCUUUAUGCCAGUCUUUACAACAUCGUGCUGUUUGCAGAUGUCCCGACCACUUGCCUUUGGGUAAUCCUUAUGCUUAUUGUGAACGUCGUCAAGAGGAACCUGUUUGCCGGGAUGAUGGCGAUUGUCCUAGCGGCUUGGCCUGCAUUGAUGUUAAAUGUCAAAAUCCUUGUACAGAGCUAUCACCAUGCUCUCCUUCCGCUAAAUGCAGCGUCUUGGAUAGCGUUCCAGUGCGCACAAUGGUGUGUGAAUGCCCAGCUUCAUAUGUACCAGAUGCAAGAGGUGAAUGCAAACAAUUGGUUUUACAAAGUCCAGGAUGUGUAGCUGAUUCCGACUGCUCGGACCAAGAGGCCUGUAUCAAUAGGCAAUGUCGCAAUCCUUGCAACUGUGGAACAAAUGCUCUUUGCCAAGUAUCGAAUCAUCGUGCCAUUUGCUCUUGUCAAGAUGGCUUCGAAGGCAAUCCUUACACUUCGUGUAGAUCUAUUGGCUGUCGUGUUGACAGUGAAUGCGAUUCCGGCAAGGCUUGUGUUAACAACAACUGUAUUAAUCCUUGUUUGGUAAAUGAUCCUUGUGGUAUUAACGCUGAGUGUUAUGUACAAUCCAACCGAGCUCAGUGCAGAUGUAAGAGUGGUUAUAGAGGCAAUGCCUAUGAAAGAUGCCGUGUUAUUGGUUGUCAAUCGAAUAAUGACUGUCCUACCGAUAAAUUCUGUAUGAACGAACAAUGUGUCAACCCGUGUGUCUAUCAAAAUACUUGUUCUUCUAGAGCUGAGUGCAGACCUCAAAAUCACUUAGCUGUAUGCCGCUGUCCUGCUGGAUUCUUGGGUAAUCCUUACGUAGACUGCAGACCGGAACCCCAACCCACCUGUCGCCUAGACACCGACUGUCCUUCGCGUUUGGCCUGCAUUAAUAGUGAGUGCGUAGAUCCAUGCUUGGUGUUGGAACCUUGCAACAGACCAUCCCAGUGUGUGGUAACACCUACUUCACCAGUCCGAACAAUGAUUUGUGUGUGUCCUGACGGCUAUAUAAGUAGCGGCAGUGGUACUUGCAAACCUACGAAAUCUGUCAUCGAAGUAGGCGGAUGCGUGGCCGACUCAGAUUGUCCUGCUGACAAGUCUUGUCUAAAUGGUGUAUGCCGUGAUCCUUGCAAUUGUGGUGUAAACGCAGAGUGUCGCAUUAAAGAUCACAAACCAGUGUGCACAUGUCGUCAAGGCUACGAAGGUAACCCCGAAUUUGAAUGCUCGAAGGUGGAAUGUUCCAUUAACUCAGAUUGUCCAUCAACGCAUACUUGCCGCAACCAAUUAUGUGUACCAGCCUGUCAAGGUGAACAGUGUGGAAUAAAUGCUCAGUGCUUGGCCGUCGAUCAUCGCGCUGUUUGUGAAUGUGUACCUGGAUUCAGAGGAAACGCCCGUGUGUCUUGUACACCUUUGGGCUGUCGUGCCGACGAUGAAUGUCCCACGAGCAAGGCCUGUGUGAAUGGCAAAUGCGAAAAUCCUUGCGAUACUACUGCGGCCUGUGCCAUUGAUGAAGUUUGCAAAGUAUACCAACAUAAGCCGCAAUGCGCAUGCCCACCUGGAACUAUAGCCAGACGCAAUGGCUGUGAACCUUUACGUGAUAUACCCAUAUGUCAAUAUGAUGGCGAUUGUCCCAGCCAGACUGCGUGUAUUCGCGGGGAAUGCGUCAAUCCUUGUAAUGCAACCCAGCCUUGUGGUGUCAAUGCUGAAUGCCGUGUUUUAGAUACGGUUCCCGUAAGGACCAUGAUUUGCGAAUGCUUGGAAGGUUAUACCGGAAAUGCCGCCGUCCAAUGUGAUAAACGUUCAUUGUGUGUUAUUGAAAAGGGCUUUGUGCGUGACAUAGACGGCCAAUGCGUAUGUCCCCCGGGCACCGCUCUGGACAUCUAUGAAUACUGUACUCCCUGCUCGCCGGAACAAGGUUUUAAGAUCGAUGAGACUGGCCAUUGCGUUUGUGCUUUAGAAAGAGGUUUCGUUAUAGACGAGAGAGGACGUUGUAUUUGCCCCACCAAUCAUGGUUACCGAUUAACCACUAGCGGCGAAUGUGUACCCGACAACCCCGAAUGUAACACCAAUGAUGACUGUGCCGACAAUCGUUAUUGUCAUACGGAAACCAAAACUUGCGAAGAUCCCUGUCUGCUUAAAACUUGUGGCAUUAAUGCUUUCUGUAACGCCAUCAACCAUCGUGCUCAGUGUCAAUGCAUUACUGGAUACACUGGCAACCCAGACACGAUAUGUAAUCACACCAAUUUCCGUACAGAUUUCCCCAGACCUGAUAUGGUAGUCAGCUGUUUGGCCGAUGGCGUUCAGGUGGAAAUUCACAUAACAGAACCCGGAUUUAAUGGUGUGCUCUAUGUCAAGGGUCAUAGCAAGGAUGAGGAGUGUCGCCGUGUUGUCAAUUUGGCUGGCGAAACUGUACCACGCACUGAAAUAUUCCGCGUACACUUUGGUAGCUGUGGCAUGCAAGCCGUCAAGGAUGUUGCCAGCUUUGUGUUGGUCAUACAGAAACAUCCCAAACUGGUGACUUACAAGGCUCAAGCCUACAACAUCAAGUGCGUCUACCAAACGGGCGAAAAGAAUGUAACCUUAGGAUUUAAUGUAUCCAUGUUGACGACAGCCGGAACUAUAGCCAAUACCGGUCCGCCACCCAUCUGUCAAAUGAGAAUCAUAACACACGAGGGCGAGGAAAUAAACUCGGCUGAAAUCGGUGACAAUCUUAAAUUGCAAGUUGAUGUUGAACCAGCCACUAUUUAUGGAGGCUUUGCACGCUCUUGCAUUGCCAAGACCAUGGAGGAUAAUAUCGAAAAUGAAUAUAUUGUCACAGAUGAAAACGGUUGUGCCACUGAUCCUUCCAUUUUCGGUGAAUGGGAAUAUAAUCCAGAUACCAACAGCUUAUUGGCCAAUUUCAAUGCCUUCAAAUUCCCCUCAUCCGACAAUAUACGCUUCCAGUGCAACAUAAGAGUAUGCUUCGGCAAAUGCCAACCUGUCAAUUGUCGCGGCUACAAUGCUUUUGGUCGUCGUAGACGUCGUGCCAUUGCUGACAAUUCCACCGAUGAUGCCACCGCUAUUGCUACAAAUACUGGUAUGGAAGGACAGUUGAGAGAAGAAAUAACCAUAUCCUCCAAUGCUAUAUUGACAUUUGAAAAGAGAACAACAACGGGAGCUAAUGAUGCCAAUAUUAAACCUGCCGCUCAAAGAGUGGAAGAUAUUUGUGUGUCUAUGGUGGGUCUAAUCAUAGCUUUGGUCAUAACUGCCCUGCUGGCUUUGGUAGCCGUAGCUGUGGCAGUUUCCUGCUGGCUAAUGGCCUAUCGCAGAAGACCCAAGACCUUGGCGCCAUUGCCCCAUCCACCAGAGUUCCCCAAUCCGUUGUUUACCAACCCCGAAGCAGUGCCAGAACCCACACCAGACUAUUUAUCGUAAGAUAUAAAACCUAAAUGUGAACAUUUUAAAAUUAUAUAAAUAUAAAAGAAAAAAAACCUAGAAAUUUAAGAAUAUUAUGAAAACAUUUUGUAAAAAAUACCAAGUGCAAAAAGGUUUUAAACAAAUUAAAUUGAUUUAAACGAGAAAAGAAACCUUUAAGGUUUUCAAGAACAUGGAUAAAGAAAAACAAAAGUAUUUUAAAAUCAAAAAAAGUAAAUGAAACUAAAAUAUUUAAUUUUUUGUAUAAAAUUUUGGAAAUUUAAACAAUUUUAUUUAAUAAUUUAAGGAAAUAUUUUUUUUUUUUUUUAGUAUACAUAUAUAGAUUUUUUAAAUAUUAAAACAAACAGAAAAAAAAACUAACAUGAGAAUUUCAAAUAGUUUUUGGGCAAAAUGCAAAAGUAACAGCGCUUCUUAAUUGUAUAGUAUUUUUAAAACAAAACAAUUUUAAAUAUAUGUAUAAUAAAAGUAGUUUAAUUUUCAUGUGAAAAAAACUAAUUUAAAAAACGAAACAAAACUGCCAAAGUUAAAUAACCAACACUGCUUAUAAGUUACAAAUAUAUAGAGAGAAAAUGGGCACAAAGUUUAAGAAACGCUGAUUACUUGAAUAAACUCAAUACACUCUCACACAUACACAUACACACACACAUGCAUUUUAAAAAAACUAUUCUGAAAUUCUCGUACUAACGACAACUUCUUCAUUAGUCAAGAUUUUCUCUAGUAUUUUUUUUAUUAUUUUGUUCUCCUAUUAUUGCAUUAUUAAAUAAUUAGAACUAAUGUCUCAAAGAAAUUUGGGCAAUUUUGAUUACUUUUGUAUAUAGCACAGAAUUUAGACAACAACAACACACAAACACACUUACUUUUACAGCUGCAAAAUCAGCCGAAAACAAACUUUUAAAACUGCCACUUAAACAAUGCAUAUAUUUGGAAAAUACUCCUCCCUGUCUCCCUUUUAAUCCAAGAAAAAAAAGUCAUUCAAACCAGAGAUAUAUUAAAAUGGGAAUAUUAAGAGAUUUUGCAGAAAAGAAUUUUUUCGUAUGUUUUUCUAAAUUCUUUUUAAAGAGAAUUUUUUAAAAAACUCCAAUUUUGUGAAUUUGUUUAGGCCCAACCAUCUACCAAAACGAAAUUUAAACAAAAAAAAAAUGUACUUCACACUUUAAACACACCAAGUCACACACACACACACUGCUUUAAUCUCGGAAAAACGUUUCCUAAGACAAAAUCUCCUCUCCCUAAUGGAUCUGGUUAAAUAAAAAUGCAAAUUAACUUUUUUAUAUUUUUUUUAUUUAUAAUAAUUUUUAAGGUUAUGUAAAUUAUUUUUUUUAUAUAUUUUAUAUAAAUGACUAAUGGAGGAUUUGAUAUAUUAAUAUAUAUUUUUUUUAAUUAACUUAAUAAAUAAUUGUUUUACCUAAUGAUGUCCCUGAAACAAAGGAACAAAUAUAUAUAUGCUUAACAAAAUGUUUUAACAUUUUGAACCCUGAGAGCAACGAUUUUAAAUUUUAGGCAAAUUUCUUGCUAAUAUCGAAUAAUGCUCUCUCUAGAUUUCAGAUUUGUAACAGAAUUAAUAUGAAGUUGUUUCAAAUCUUAAAAACUGUUUAAACAUUUUCAAAUAUAUAACAGAUUAAAAUCAAUAUUUUGAAAAUGAAAUACUUCCAUAAUAAAACCGUUCAAAAUGUUUUAGCUAAAAAAAUGUGAUUAAAAAGCAUAAAAAAUAUACAAAAAUUGGCUUCCACACUUUUUUUGAAAUUUACAAAAAUUUAUAAAAAUUUUAUUAGAAAAUACUACCUUUCAAACAAAUAAUUUUUCUUAAAGCAGCGAAACUUUUUAAAAAGUUAAAAUUAUUGAGUUUUAUAGGUUUUUUUCUACUAAAUUGAAUUAAUUUUUUGUUUUAUUCAAAAAAAAAAAAAACGAAAAAUAAAAACCCAAAAAAUCUAAAAUUAAAAAAAAAAAAAAAAAAAAAAAAACACAAUGUAUAGUCACUAUUUUAAGUCAAUUUCCUAAUAUAUUUUUUAAACAAAAAAAAAUUAAAACAAAAAAACAAUAUUUAACUAUAGAACCACGAACGACUAAAGCGUUAUUUCUAAAUAAACUUUUUAUUUCAAUUUAUUAUUUUUUAUUUUAAAUCUAACUCAACUAUAGUUGUAAAUACUAGUUUUCUGGUUUUAUUUAGAAAAACGUUUUAGAAAAAAACAAAGAAAUUUGCAAAUUUUUUCUUUAAUACAUAAGUUUAAUUUAUCUCUCUAUCUUAUUUUGUAUAUUAAACCAUUCAUUCCUAUUUUGUUUUUAACAAUUAAAGUUUUUACUUUCUAAUUUACUAAUUAUGUAUACUCCCCCCUUCCCCCGCCCUAGUUUCGUAUGCCAGGUUAAAUAAAAAAAAAAAACAUCGACAGCAAAAAAUAUUUUCUUAAAAACGUCUUAACUUAAACAAUAAUUAAUUUCAAUAAUUUUACACAAUAGUUUUUUCAUCUGCUUUUUUUUUGCAAACUUUUCUUUUUCUUUUUUUUAUUUUAGUUUUUAAUUCAAAGAUUUUUAUAUACAUAUUACUUUUUUUAAUUAAUUAUACUUUUUGCACUGGCAUUUUAUUAUUUUCUUUUUAAAUUAAACACAACAAAAUGAAAACUCUGUAUAUUAAAUAGUUAAAUUUAAUUUAAAAAAGAAAACAUUGUAUAAAUACGAAAUUAUAUUAAUAAAUGCAUAAAUAAAUUAAAACUAAUAUUAAAUAAAAAAACAAUAAAUAAAAUAAAAAUUAUAAAAAAAAAA
Molecule: messenger RNA, 56667 nt
Organism: Calliphora vicina (urban bluebottle blowfly)
Lineage: Eukaryota; Metazoa; Arthropoda; Insecta; Diptera; Calliphoridae
Gene: dpy
Product: dumpy
Exons: 80
Coding region: 160-53910 (17916 amino acids)
Cellular component (GO): nucleus
Molecular function (GO): calcium ion binding; zinc ion binding
Source: RefSeq, a predicted model, not a curated record